CCCUGAGCAGAGUCAGCGUUCCCGGCCCGGACGCCUCGGCUGGAGGGACUGCUGUCAGGAGGAAAAACAGAACUACACGGCGCUGGCCUGUAGUUUUGUUUUUUUCUGAGGGCUUCCUGCGCCGCUCAGCUGCUCUUCUGGACUUUCUGACCCGUUUCUGGAUAAAGAUUUUAGAUUUCCUGCACCGCGCCCUGCUGUGGGCCCCCCAGGCAUCCUUGCUCUGACAGGGUGCCGACCACCAUGUCAACACAAGCGCCAACGUUUACUCAGCCGCUGCAGAGCGUCGUGGCACUGGAGGGUAGUGCCGCUUCGUUCGAGGCUCAAGUUAGUGGUUUUCCAGUUCCUGAGGUGAGCUGGUUCCGUGAUGGCCAGGUUCUUUCCGCCGCAGCUCUGCCCGGCGUCCAGAUCUCGUUCAGCGACGGCCGCGCUGUUCUGAGCAUCCCCGCUGUGACCGCCGCACACAGCGGACGCUUUUCUGUCAGAGCCACCAACGGCGCUGGACAAGCCACGAGCACCGCCGAGCUCCUGGUUACAGCCGAGACGGCACCACCGACCUUUAUUCAGAGACUCCAGAGCUCCACGGUGAGGCAGGGCAGCCAGGUGAGGCUGAGCGUCAGAGUCUCGGGCAUCCCCACACCUGUGGUGAAGUUCUACAGGGAGGGAGCCGAGAUCCAGAGCUCCGCCGACUUCCAGAUCCUGCAGGACGGAGACCUGUACAGUCUGCUGAUCGCUGAGGCCUUCCCAGAGGAUUCUGGGGCGUAUUCUGUAACAACCACCAACAGCAGCGGGCGGGCCACAUCCACCUGCGAGCUGCUGGUUCAAGGUGAAGAAGCAGUUCCCAUUAAGAAAACAAAGACGAUCAUGUCCACAUCCCAGAUGGAGAUGUCUGGAACUACAGUGGAGAGGAAAUCCAUGGAGGCCAGUUUCCAGGCCACCACCAUGAUGGAGAUGCACGUUGAAGGAGGAAUCAUGACUCAACACAUUGCUCACAAAACCCCACCGAGGGUCCCACCGAAACCCACUUCCAGGUCUCCGCCAUCCUUCGUCUCCAAGGUAACGGGAGGUCGCCAGCAGUCACCUUCACCCGUCAGACACGUGAAGGGGCCAACACCCGCACCUGUCAGACCCGUCUCUCCCUCCAGCAGGAUGUCCAUCUCUCCCAUCAGACCUGUCCGGUCUCCUGUGAUGACCAGAAAACAGGUAUCUGGCUCCGCUGAGGUACUGCCGCCCUGGAAGCAGGGAGAUUACAUGGCUGAAGGCUACACCAGUAUGACCAGCAUGACCAGUAUGAGCAGCAUUAGCAGCUCCACACAGCUGCACAUGGAAAAACAGUGGGAGCAUCAGGUGGCCGCCACCAGAGAGACUGAAGGGGAGAAAAAAGCCGAGGCGGUCGCCACCGUGUUGGCUGCCGUUGACCUUGCUCGUGUUCGCCAGCCCAUUCAUGAGGAAGGCGUCUGGGCUGGAGAGGAGGAGGAAGAAGAAGAGGAGGUUCUCGAGGUGAAGCAGAAGGCAGCAGUGAUAACAGACAAACAGGUUGUUGCUGCAAAAACCAAAGAGCAACGACAAGUCCAGAUCCAGGAGGUCCAGCAGAUCCAUCAGAUUCAGAAAACAGCCGAAGUCUCCUCCCACGUGGACACCGGCGUCGCUCCGUCCACAGUCCCACAUUUCAUGGUUUCUAAAGUUUCCGUUCCUAAACACGAAACGAGCCGGGAGGUGUCCAUCACCGGCUCAGCCAUCGCUGCUCUGCACAAAGAGCUGGCCUCCCCGUCCGCCACCAGGAAGAUCAUCAAACCGGUCAAGUCUCCUAGUCCAUCUCGCAGGUCGGUGGUGGAGGCCAGAGUGACGCUGGAGCCCCUCCCACCGCCGUUUAAGGACAUCAGAUAUCAGAGGCAGUUUGAGGGCGGGGCUUAUGCAGUGAGUGAGGAGGAGUUUGAGGACUGGGAACCUCAGGAGGCGGUCGCUGUGCCAAUGAGAGCCCAAGAACCUGCAGUCCCUCCCACUAUCAUGGCAGGCCUGAAGAACCUGACAGUGACAGAGGGCGAGUCGGUGACCCUGGAGUGUCAGAUCAGCGGUCAGCCCGCCCCCAUCAUCAUGUGGUUCAGAGAGGACUACAAAAUCGAGAGUUCAAUCGACUUCCAGAUCAGCUAUGAGAAUGGCGUCGCCCGGAUGAUGAUCCGCGAGGCAUUUGCCGAAGACAGCGGUCGCUUCACUUGCACAGCCACUAACGAGGCCGGAACCAUCAGCACCUCCUGCUACCUGCUCGUUAAAGUUUCAGAGGAAAUAGAGAGCAGAGAGGAGAUGGUGACUGUCACAGAAACUGGGCUCACACAAGCCAAAACCAUUGCUGUCGAGAUGAGGGAGCAGGCAGAGAUCAGCGCAGGAGAAUCUGCUGCCCCCUUCUUUAUUAAGAAACCCACUCCCCAGAAGCUAGUGGAGGGAGGAAGUGUUGUGUUUGAGUGUCAGAUUACAGGAAACCCAAGACCUCACAUCAUUUGGAAGAAGAGCGGCGUUCCGCUCACCACUGGAUACAGAUACAAAGUUGCCUACAAAAAGGAAACCGGAGAAUGCCGACUGGAGAUCUCAAUGACCUUCGCUGAUGAUGCAGGGGAAUACUCCGUCUUUGCUAAGAAUCCUCUCGGAGAAGCGUCAGCCACUGCCAUCCUGCUGGAUGAAGAACAAUAUGAAGCCUACAUGAAGCAGCAAGAUGUGACAUAUAAAACCGAAGUGACAACAACUGUGGUGCAGGAGCCCCAGCCGGUCGUAGCUCAGUAUGAGUUUGAACAAAGGAGGGUGACGACCCCCAUGAGCUUUGUCUCAGAAACGGAGUUCAUGAUUUCAGCCUUUGAGGAGAGAAUCAUCCAGGAGAUUGAGAUCCGUAUCUUGAGGAUCACCUACAGAGAGUUGGUGACCGAGGACGGAGAGCUGAUGGUGACUGUCGCAGAAGAAGAGGCGCUGCAACCGGCCUUUGAGACGCCAGUGAAAAACUACCGGAUCAUGGAAGGAAUGGGCGUCACUUUCCACUGCAGGAUGUCUGGCACGCCGCUGCCUAAGAUUGUUUGGUACAAAGACGGCCAGCGCAUCAGGCCCGGUGGCCGGUACCAGAUGGAGGUCCUUCAGGAUGGACGAGCCAGCCUCCGUCUGUCUGUGGUUCAACCAGAGGAUGAAGGAGUGUACACUGCCUUCGCCUCCAACAUGAAGGGAAAUGCCGUCAGCUCAGGGAAGCUCUACGUGGAGCCUUCUGGAGGUGUAACCCCUCCCAGUUACACACCACAGCCAUCAAUGCAGAGAAUCAGAUCCACAUCUCCUCGCUCUCUGAGCCGCUCUCCCGGCCGUUCAUCCAGCCGUUCACCUGGACGUUCCCCAGCUCGCCGCCUCGAAGAGACUGAUGAAAUUCACCUGGAAAGACUUUACAAACCCGUGUUUGUCAUGAAGCCCUCCUCUAUCAAAUGCGCAGAGGGCCAAACUGCCAGAUUUGACUUAAAGGUUGUAGGAAGGCCAAUGCCUGAAACCUACUGGUUCCAUAAUGGACAACAAAUUGUCAACGACUUCACACACAAGAUAGUGAUUAAGGAGGACGGCACUCAGUCCCUGAUUAUUGUCCCAGCUGUGCCAAAAGACUCUGGAGAAUGGACCGUCGUUGCUCAGAACCGAGCUGGACGAACAUCUGUUGUCGUUAAUCUCUCUGUUGAAGCCAGAGAAAGCGUAUCCAGACCUCAAUUUGUUGAAAAACUGAAGAACAUCACCGUGAAGCAGGGCACAUUAGUGGAACUGGCUGUCAAAGCCAUCGGAAACCCCCUGCCAGAUAUUGUUUGGCUGAAAAACAGCGACAUCAUUACUCCAUCAAAGCACCCACACAUAAGGAUUGAAGGAACCAAAGGAGAGGCCAAAUUCCAGAUUCCUUCAUCUGCUGGCUCAGACAGCGCCUGGUACACCGCCACAGCCAUCAAUAAGGCUGGCAGAGACACCACCCGCUGCAGAGUCAAUGUGGAGGUAGAUCACUCUGCCCCGCAAGCUGAAAGGAAGCUCAUUAUUCCCAAAGGAACCUACAAAGCCAAAGAGAUUGCUGCUCCAGAGCUGGAGCCUCUCCACAUGCGUUAUGGUCAAGAGCAGUGGGAGGAAGGCGACCUUUAUGACAAGGAGAAGCAGCAGAAACCAUUGUUUAAGAAGAAGCUCACCUCCAUCAGGAUGAAGCGUUUUGGUCCAGCCCACUUUGAGUGCAGGCUGACUCCGAUUGGAGACCCCACCAUGGUGGUGGAUUGGCUGCAUGAUGGCAAGCCUCUGGCUGCUGCCAACAGGCUGCGUAUGGUCAAUGAGUUUGGCUACUGCAGCCUGGACUAUGAGGUUGCUUAUGCAAGAGACAGUGGUGUGAUCACCUGCAGAGCAACCAACAAGUUUGGAGUCGACCAGACCUCGGCUACCCUGAUCGUCAAGGAUGAGAAAGGCCUUGUUGAGGAAUCUCAGCUUCCUGAAGGCAGGAAGGGAGCAUAUCGAAUGGAUGAGAUUGAGCGUAUUGCUCAUGAGGGAGGACCUACAGGAGUCAGCCUUGAUGACGAAUCCGAAAAGACAAAACCUGAAAUUGUCCUGCUUCCAGAACCAGCCAGGGUGCUGGAAGGAGACAUUGCUCGGUUCCGCUGCAGAGUGACCGGCUACCCUGCUCCAAAGGUUAAUUGGUACCUCAACGGACAACUCAUCCGCAAGAGCAAGAGAUACAGACUCCAUUACGAUGGUAUUUACUACCUGGAGAUUGUUGACAUCAAGUCAUACGACUCCGGUGAAGUCAGAGUGGUAGCAGACAAUCCUUUAGGCACAACUGAACACACUGUGAAGCUGGAGAUCCAACAGAGAGAGGACUUUAGAGCAGUGCUGCGUCGUGCUCCAGAGCCCAAAGCUGCUGAGGUCCCACAUGAAUCUGGCAAAAUUGGAUUUGACAUUGUCAAGGUGGACAGACCUGGUGAGGUCCCACAGGACAGGGAAGUAGUUAAGCUGCGUAAGGCACAGAGAAUCGUUCAUGAGAAAACCUCUGAGGAGUCUGAGGAGCUGAAGAGCAAGUUCAAGCGCAGAACAGAGGAGGGCUUUUAUGAGUCUAUCUCUGCAGUAGAAUUCAAAUCUCGCAAGAGGGAUGACUCCUAUGAAGACUUACUAAAAAAGACUAAAGAUGAGCUACUUCAUCACAUGAAGGAGAUGGAAGAAGCUGAAAGGAGGAGGAUGGAAGAGCAAGGCAAAAUCACCAUCCCCACAAUCAAACCAGACAGGAUCCAGCUGUCACCCAGCAUGGAAGCCCCACAUAUCCUCGAACGAAUUGGAAGCAAAACUGUUUCUCCAAAGGACGAGGUUCGUUUCAGUGUCAGAGUUGUCGGUAGGCCAGAACCUGAGUGCCAGUGGUUCAAGAAUGGCAUUCUUCUGGAAAAAUCUGACCGUAUUUACUGGUACUGGCCUGAGGACCAUGUGUGUGAACUGGUGAUUAGAGAUGUCACAGUAGAGGACUCUGCCAGCAUCAUGGUUAAGGCCAUCAAUGUCGCUGGAGAGUCGUCAAGCCAUGCCUUCCUUCUUGUACAAGCCAAGGCAACCAUUAGUUUUAUCCAAAACCUGGCUGAUGCCAGUGCAAAUGAGAAGGACACCAUGGUGACCUUUGAAUGUGAAACCAACGAACCAUUCGUUAAGGUCAAAUGGCUGAAGAAUAAUGUUGAGAUUUUCUCAGGAGACAAAUACAGGAUGCACUCUGACAGAAAGGUCCACUUCCUGUCUGUGCUUGUCAUUGAGAUGAGUGAUGAUGCAGAAUACUCAUGUAUGGUCAUAGAUGACGAGAAUAUCAGGACUAAUGCAAGGCUCCAUGUAGAAGGUGCCGCCCUGGAGCUCAACAAACAUUUGGAAAACAUUGAAGUACCAGAGAGCUACGCUGGAGAGUUUGAGGUUGAGGUUUCUCGCGAAGAUGCUGAGGGAAAAUGGUUCUUUGGCGAGAAGGAGCUCUCUCCCAGCAGUAAAUACGUCAUAUCCUCCCGCCGAGGUCGGCACACCCUGGCUGUCAAGGACGUCAGGAAGGACGACCAGGGGAAGUACACAUUUGUUUGUGGAGAUCUGAGUACCAGCGCCUCACUGAAAAUGAAAUUGCGACCCGUGACUCUAAUGCAGCCGCUGACUGACCUUACUAUCUGUGAGGGUGACAUUGCUCAGCUGGAGGUCAGGUUCUCCCAGGAGAAUGUUGAAGGUGCCUGGCUGAAAAACGGCCAGGCAAUCUCUGCCUCAGACCGCGUCCACAUCGUCAUCGACAAACAGGUUCACAAACUGCUAGUGGAGAAUGUCAGCAGAGAAGACGCUGCGUCCUACUCAUUUGUAGUUCCAACUCAUGAAAUCUCCACCUCAGGCAAACUCAAUGUGCAAACUAUCGACAUUGUGGUGCCACUGAAGGACGUGUCGUCCACCGAAGGCACAAAGGCAGUCCUUGAGUCCAAGAUCUCAGCUCAGGACAUCAGCUCUAUCAAAUGGUACCACAACGACAAGCUGCUGAUCCCAGGUGACCGAGUCCAGGCUGUGGCAAAGGGCACCAAGCAGCGACUUGCCUUCACCAGGACCUUUGCUUCAGACGAAGGACGUUACAAACUGGUGGUCGGCAAGGUCGAAACCAGCUGCAACCUGACUGUUGAACAGGUCCAUAUUGUGAAGCACAUGGAGGACAAAGUGUGCUCAGAGUCCCAGAACGUUACCUUCAAUGUUGAGGUUUCACAUCCUGGAAUCGACCCACUCUGGACCUUCAGGAACCAGCAGCUCAAGGCUGGACCCAAAUACAAGAUGGAGUCCAAGGGAACGGCUCACUCCCUGAUUGUGUUAGACACCAUGAAAGAUGAAGAGGGCCAGUACAUGUUCCACGCUGGGGAGAAGACAUCCAGUGCUCAGCUCACUGUCUCUGGUGGCGCCAUCACACGGCCUCUGCAGGAUGUGACAGUGGCCGAGUCUCAGACCUCUGAGUUCGAGUGCGAAGUUGCCAACGCUGAAGCUGAAGGCAAGUGGCUUAAGGACGGUCAGCUCGUCAACUUCAACGAGAACGUUGUGAGCGAGGUGAACGGGUCUGUCAGACGUCUCGUCAUCAUCAUCACCAGGCCACAGGAUGUUGGAGAGUACACCUACCAGGUGGCCAACUCCAAAACCAGCGCAAACCUCAAAGUGGAAGCUGUGAAGAUCAAGAAGACUUUGAGAAACCAGACAGUAACAGAGACUCAGGAGGCCAUGUUCUCACUGGAACUCACCCACCCGGACGUGAAAGGAGCCCAGUGGAUCAGGAACGGAGUCGAACUGCAGAACAGCGACAAGUUCGAGAUUAUCUCAGAAGGAACAAUCCAGACUCUGAAGGUGAAGGACUGCAACACACAAGAUGAGACCGUUUAUUCCUUCAAGCUGGGGAAACUGUCCGCCACUGCCAGACUCAAUGUAGAGACAAUCAAGAUUGUUAAGAAGAUUAAAGACGUGAAAUCCCUGCUGGACGGCACCGCCUCCUUUGAGUUGAGCCUGUCGCACGACAAUGUCCCCGUCAGGUGGAUGUUCAAAGGCGUUGAGCUGAAGGCAAGCGAGAAAUGCAAGAUUCUGUCGGAGAGGAAAGCUCACAAACUGAUCCUGCAGAACGUCGACAGCAGCAACGCAGGAGAGUACACGGCCGUGAUCGGACACCUGCACUGCAGCGCCAUGCUUACUGUAGAGGCUCUUUGUGUCACCAAACCAAUGAAGAGUGUGGAGGUCCCUGAGACCCAGGUGGCCACGUUUGAGUGCGAAGUUUCUCACUUCAAUGUGCCGUCCACCUGGCUCAGAGACGGCGUGGAGAUUGAGAUGAGUGAGAAGUUCAGGAUCGUGGUUCAGGGGAAACUUCACCAACUGAAGAUCAUGAACACCAGCAGGGAAGACUCUGCGGAGUACACCUUCAUCUGCGGGAACGACAGAGUGUCAGCGACGCUUACCGUCAACCCUGUCCUGAUCACCUCCAUGCUAAAUGACCUGAACGCUCAGGAGAGAGACACCAUCACCUUUGAAGUCACAGUAAACUAUGAGGGCAUCACCUACAAAUGGCUGAAGAACGGCGUAGAGGUCAAAUCAUCAGAAAGAUGUCAAGUCCGCAGCCGGCAGCUCACACAUUCACUCACUAUCCGAAAUGUUCACUUUGGAGACGGAGGAGAAUACCAGUUUGUAGCAGGCUCUGCUGCUAGUGCCGCUAACCUCUUUGUUGAAGCUCGUGUGAUUGAGUUCACCAAGAAGAUUAAAGACAUAAAGAUAACCGAGAAGAAAAAAGCAAUGUUUGAGUGUGAAGUUUCUGAGCCUAACAUCCAGGUGAUGUGGAUGAAGGACGGCCAGGAGUUGGACUUAACUGAGGAAAGGUAUGUAGUGACAGCCGAGAAGUUUGUCCAUCGUCUGAUGAUCCAGACGGUUCGUAUGUCAGAUGCUGGAGAGUAUUCAGUCGUGGCCGGAUCCAGCGUCUCCAAGGCCCAACUGAUCGUAGAGGGACGUGACGUACGGAUCGCUGAACCUGCAGAGCGUGAAAUCAUGGUUCUUGAGAAACACAGAGCAACCUUCGAGUUUGAAGUCAAUGAGGACGACAUUGAAGGACGUUGGCUCAGGAACGGCGUGGAGAUCCAGUUCUCUGUGGAGGAAAGGUUCAGCUAUGUUGCCAUCAGGAAGCUGCACCGCCUCACCAUCUCUGAGACCUACAGGAGUGAUGCUGGAGAAUAUACUUUCAUCGCCGGAAAGAACAGGAGCACCAUGCACCUAAGAGUCAACAUCCCGGAGCCUCCUCAGAUCCUCCGUCACAUGGAGCCCCAGUCAGUCGAGGCAGGAAAGCCGGCUCGCUUCUCCGUUCAGGUGAGCGGCGUUCCUCCACCGCAGGUCUCCUGGUACAAAAACUCCCAGGCUCUGUCGCCGGGCUUCAAGUGCAAGUUCCUUCACGACGGCAAUGAGCACACGCUGCUUCUGAUCGAAGUAUUCCCCGAGGACGCCGCCGUCUACAACUGCGAGGCGAAGAACGACUACGGCACGGCCACCAGCACCGCCACGCUCAAUGUGGAAGUGUCAGAGGUGGUCUCUCCAGACUCUGCUGCCCCCAUCGCUCCACCCGUCAUCAUCUCACCCAUCUCCAACACCUCAGCCAGAGAGGGAGAAUCCGCUUACUUCCAGUGCAGAGUCCGUGGAGACGAUGUGAAGAUCAGCUGGUUCCACAAGGAGAAGGAAAUCAAGCAGUCAGACUUCUUCAGGAUGUCUCAGUUCGACGACAGCUGUCAGCUGGAAAUCUCCAGAGUUUACCCAGAGGAUGAGGGGGAAUACACCUGCGUGGCCACAAACAACGCCGGGAAAGUGUCCUGCUCUGCCACUCUCACCCUGGAUGGGCAAAUUCAAACAGUGAGCAGUUCUACCGAGCCUCAGUGGCACAUCUCCAGCCUAAAGAAACCGUCAGUUGGCCAAAAGCCGGUUUUCAUCCAACCAAUCACAAGCUGCACAGUGACACAUGGGGAGGUGGCCCGUUUUCAUGCGUGUGUAUCCGGCCUGCCAAAGCCGGAAAUCAGCUGGUUCCACAACCGGCAGCCGGUCCAACCUUCCAAGAAUGUGGUGUUCCACUUCGAUGAGGUGACAAACAUCGCCACACUCAUCAUAGUGGACGCCUUCUCUGAGCAUGCAGGGCAGUACACCUGCAAGGCGGUGAAUAACGCCGGGGAGGCUGCAUGCUCGGCCAGCCUCACCGUUAUCAGAGAGGAAGAAGUGACUCUUGUGAGGGAGCAGAUCGAAGCCACAGUUGAAGAAGAAGUUAAAGAGCGUUCUAGCACCACCAUCACCACUGUGGAAGAACGAGAGGAAACCUUCUACACUGGUGUCCAGUUACCACAGAAAUCUAAAACACUUGAACUCAAGCCAGAACCCAAACGUUACUCUUCCACUUUAGAGAAGAAAAAAGAGAAGCCAGUUUUCCUCAGCCAGCUAUCCCCAGCAGCCGUAACCUCAGGGGAAACAGCCAGAUUUACGGUCAGGGUGUCCGGCUUUCCAAAGCCGAUUGUUCAGUGGUCUCGCAAUGGUAGGGUGAUAAAAAGCUCUUCUGCGUACAGGCUGGUAGAAGAAAAGGAGGAGUACACAUUGGUGAUCACCAAAGUUACAUCUGAGUAUGAGGGUGAAUAUUCCUGCACUGCCACCAACAGGUUUGGGCAGACAACAUGCACCACAUACCUAGAAGUGAAAAAGCCUGACAUCAGCCAAGCAGAGAGGUGGGUGGAGAAAAUGUUUAAGGUCACAGGUCAACCACCUACAUUUACUGUUCAGAUCCAACCUGUUAGAUGUUCAGAAGGAGGGGAGGUUUAUUUUAAUUAUAAAACCACAGGAGAUCCAGUUCCUGAUGUGAAAUGGUUGAAAGGGGCUUUCCAAAUCCAGCCCAGCAGAAACUGCAUCAUAGUAACCAACCCAGAUGGAUCUGGCCUAAUCAAUAUCAAGAGCGUCAAACAGGAAGACAGUGGCCUAUACACAUGUAAAGCCUCCAACCAGUUUGGUGAGGCUACCUGUAGUGCUGAGCUUGUUGUGUUUAGGGAGUCGGUCUCUGUUUCACACAAAAAGGAGCAGCUAACCAUGGUUCAGAAAAAAUCCUAUAAGGUGUCAGUAUCAGAACAGGCGACAGAGUCUCGUCUGUAUCAGGUCAGCCUUCCAGGCCAGGACAAGACCCGGUCAGAUCAAAUGGUUUAUACCAUUGGUACUGAAGACAGGAAGAUCAUUCCUAGUGAGCAGGUGGCCUCGCUUGGGGAGGCUGACAUCUCUGCUGCAACCAUCCAUCGUGAGACACUGACCCAACAGGCAGCUGUGCUUCAGACUCAUGAGAUAGAGGAGAGGGUUUCUGUGGUUCCCACUCACCCGCCUCAGGCAUCAGCUGUUCCUGGGAAGCAGCUUCACAUGGCAGCAUUUACAUCCUCUGUAGAAGAGAGUCAGGGUCUCACAGAGCAGCACUGUGACCGCAUUCAGAGUCCUGAGGUCAUUGAACUGCAGCUGGCAAGAGAAAAACAAUCAAAAUUAAUGUCUGCCAUGGCAGAGGAGCUCAUCCCACUUUCAACUGUCAGCACAGAGCUUCUACAUGACAAGCAGCCUGCUAACAUCAAACCCACCUCUGAACCCAAACACUUGGUCAGCGGGCAUCAGGUGGAGUCUCAACUUUCUAUUGUAAGAGAGCAAUCUGAGGAUAUCCCUGGACAACAGCAAGAGAAGAGCUACAGGGUGAAGGAAGGUAUUAAAAUUUUAUAUUCAGCUCAGUCUACAGAGAAACAAGUAAUGGAAGAAGGCCACACAACUGAACUAUCAACAGCAGAAUCUGCUGUCAAAUCCACCAUUAAGAAAGAACAGAGUCAGCCCAUUUUAGCCUCAAUCAGUGAGUCCAAACAAACUCUUUCUAAGGAGACAGGGUUCUCGAUCCAGAUGCCUGCUGAAGAAGCAGCUCAGCUUUCUAAAGACAGAAUAAUGAAGGCAGCUUUAAAUGCUGAAGAAAGGCAAAUACUGCAGGCUGAGCCGACUAAAGAACUGCCAUGUCUGGAUAGGGCAGUGACUAUUCAGUCACAUGUAGAAAGUGGGAAGGUACUGCACCUGCAGGUCAUCACAGACCAAGACCUCCUUUCAUCUGAAAAGAGUUUCAGUUCUGAAAAACCAGCACCUGAGCAGGCAGAUACCAGGAAGAGUCCCACUCUGUUGCACACUGUAAGUCAGGAUCAGCAAAAAACUGUUUUUUGUGAAGACAUAUCAGAGUUUGAAACUAAAGCCAGCUCGAUAGCCAUUCAACCCCAAAAUGAGGCUCAGACUGUGCUGCAUCUCCAGUCAAUAAUGCCUGUAGAGGUGCUGCCUAAAGAGGGUGUUUUCACAGAUGAAAAGCCUGAUGAACAGGUAGCAACACAGAAGCACGAAAAAUCAAGGAGCCAUGCAGCUGUCUCAGAAGAAAGACGAGAACUCACAGCAGAUUACCAUUCAGAGCUAGAUUUAUCAGUGACCGGGGUUCAGUCUAACAUUCGAACUGAGCCCAAGCCUCAGAAAAUCCUCCAGGUUUCCUACCAGCCCAUGCAGCUGCCAAAGGAAACCCCCAUUGCUGUUGAUCUCAAGCACCAGAAAGCUUUAGUUCAGAAAGAAGAUCGCUGGAAUGUGAUGCAUGUCACCAGUGUAGCAGACAGUCAGGUCUUAGAAGAGGGUCACACAGAAACUCUGUCAGGUGUGGACAAGUUUAAGUGUCUAACAACCAUAGAGCCUAAAAUGCCCACUGAACCAGUCCAGAUUGAAGAGAAGGAGAUCUCCACUGAGAGCAGCAUCUCUCUGGAGGCAGCAGAACAGGACUUUGCUGUUCAGAUCCAGGAGGGUCAGUCCGUUAGGCAGUCGAUAGUGAUGGAUGAGAAGCGAGUGUUAACAGGGGAGCUUUCUCAAGAGAUCUCCAAGUCUGAAUCGACUAAAGUUAUAGUCAGCACACAACCAAAACUGUCCCUUAUGGCAUCAGAAUCUAAAGACAGCACUGCUCUCCCCAAAGAGAUGAUGUUUGUGAUUCAAAUCCCUAAACCUUCCAGUCUAAAUAUACGGCAUCAGCUCAGAGAGGCACUGCAGUCUGCUGUUGCCAGUGACCAGCCAGUCCUACUGGCUGAUGUUGUUGGAAAGUUACAGGCUUUGGAAGUGCAGGAGGUCAAAGUUCAGCGAGAACCCAAGCGCUCUAUGUUUACAUAUCUGAUCACAACAACAGGUGCCCCCAUUGAGAUCACACUAGCUUUUGAAGGUGAAUACCCGCAAAAGGCUGAUCUCAGGACUGAACUACAGGCAGCGUUCCACUCUAUUGUGUACCAGGAGGCUCAUGUUCUUACCUCAGAGCAACCAGGCACCAUGCAGCUAGACAAACCCCAGAGGGCUCAUGUUUCCUCAGCCAGGUCAGGGCAAAUGCUUUCUACAGUGGUAGAGUCUGUGCGUGUGGCAGAGAGUACAGUAGAUUUCACAGCUGCAAAAUCUCAGGCUGCUGCACUUAAGAUCGAGUCUGAUGUCACAGUUGAAUGCGCUGCAGAAGGGGGGCAGGUUGUAAUUCAAGAAUCCAAGACAGAGAAGGUGGAAAAGUCCAUUUCAUCUAAGACCAAGAUAACCACAGAGACUCAGGUGGCCUUUGAACAGUCGGUUCAGGUAUCAAGAAAAGAAAUUAGGUCUGUAAUGGUAGAAAGUGAAGAAAAAGAAGUGGGAACAGCUUUUGUCACUACUGCUCUGCCUCUUGCCACCAUCCCCACUGAGCAAACACUAGAUGUAAGCAUCCAGCAGAAGCACAGGGAAGAGAUAUUCAAAGAGGAAGUCACAUUAUCCAGACCAGAGCAGAGAGAAUACCCUGAAAUAGUUACCUCCCUACUGGACUUAGCUACUGAAGAAGAUGGUGAAGUCACUUUUAUUACAACCAUUAAAUUUGCAACAAAAGUAAGCUGGUUUUUCAAUGGCCAAUUGGUGAAAUCUGGCAAAGAGUUCAAGUGUUUCAAAGACCAUGACACAUACUCACUGGUUAUCAACAAAGUUGUCAAGGAGAGACAUCAAGGAGAAUAUGUUUGUGAGGCUGAGAAUGAAGCCGGCAGGACAACAACAUCUUCAAGACUCACUGUGGUCCCAAGAGUGCCACCUGUUUUCAGGCAGAAAAUCAACCCUGUAGAGAUCAACGUUGGAGGCCAUGCAAAGUUCGACUGCGAGACUGAGGAUGCGCCGAACGUGACCUUCAAAUGGUACAAAUCUAACAUUGAAAUCAAACAGAGUGAGAAGUACCGGAUCAUCAGCCGCCACACAGGGUCUUCACUGGAGCUCCUGAAUCCUGUGAAGACUGACAGCGGUGAAUACACCUGCAAGGCUUCAAACCAGCACGGCUUUGAUAGCUGCACUGCCUCGCUCAUCGUGACUGAGCCUGCUAAGAUUGUGGAUAAACCCGAAACUUUGAGCGUGACGGCAGGCGACAUGGCCGCCCUGGAGGUCAAAGUGUGCGGGACGCCGGAGCUCGUCCCCAAGUGGUUCAAGGACGGCAUGGAGCUGGCCACAUCCGGGAAGUACAAGAUCUCCUUCUCACAGAUGAUCUCCAGUCUCAACGUGCUUUCUACGGAGAAACUGGACUCUGGCGAAUACACGUUCCAGGUCAUGAACCAAGUCGGAAAAGACCUGAGUAAAAUUAAUCUCACCGUUUUGGAUAAGACCGUUCCUCCAUCGUUCACCAGGAAACUGAAGGACUAUAAGAUGACUGUAGGAGAAGCUGCAGAGAUGGAGUGCAAAGUGUCUGGCUCCCCACCUUUUACUAUUUCAUGGUACCACGAUGGUGAGGAGAUACAAAGCGGGCCGAACUGUGAGGUUUCCUUCAGCGACAACAGCUGCACCCUCAGAGUGCCGACCCUGAAGAUGACUGACUCUGGAGUUUACAAGUGCAAAGCCAUCAACAAGGCUGGUUUCAGCGAAACUUCAGCAACUUUGGCUGUCAAAGAACCUCCAUCUUUCGUGGUGCCACUGCAGCCGAUGGAGGCCAUGCCUGGCUCCAACGUGACCUUCUCAGGCAUGGUGAAGGGCAGCGCGCCCCUCACCCUGAAGUGGUUCAGAGGAACCAAGGAGAUCCUGCCAGGGAAAGACUGCAGCUUCACUCUGAAGGACAACCAAGUGACUCUGGAGCUUCACAACGUGAACCGAUCCCAUGCUGGAGAGUACACCUGUCAGAUCAUCAACGAUGCAGGAAAAGAAAGCUGUGCUGUGAAUCUCACAAUCAAAGAACCGGCAGCCUUCUCUAAGAAGCUGAAGGACGUGUCAGUUGAGAAGGGCAAACCUUUAACGCUCGAGUGUUCGUACACCGGAACUCCAAAGAUCACAGUGAGCUGGUUCAAAGACGGCCAGCAGAUCUUUGCUUCCUACAAAUACAACAUCACCACGACGGAAAGCUCCUGCAUCCUGGAGUGUCUCAGCACAGACGACAAGGAGGCCGCAGGGACGUACAGCUGCCAGGUGUCCAAUGACGCAGGAAAGGACACAAGUGAAGCUGUUGUGUCCAUUUUGGAGCCUCCAUACUUUGUUGAAUCUCUGGAGCCCAUGGAGGUGACAGCUGGUGAUGCUGUGUGUCUGAAGUGCCAGGUGGCAGGGACACCUGAGAUCAAGGUGUCCUGGUUCAAGGCUGACGGCAAAGUGCGGUCCAGCUCCAGCUGUAAGUUGGAGUACUCAAAGGGCGUCGCCAGUCUGAAGCUCAGCAAAGCCACCAAAGCUGACAUUGGGGAGUACACCUGCAAGGCGGAGAACAAGAUCGGCUCUGCCUCCUCCACCUGCAGACUCAAUGUUCUUGAGGCCAAAACACCUCCUUCCUUCCCCAAAAAGAUCACCAGCCUGCAGGAGACAGAAGGUCAAGCGGUGCGUUUUGAGUGCCGUGUCGCCGGCUCAUCACCCAUUGAGGUGUCAUGGCUGAAAGACGGCGAGCCGCUGAUGCAGGGAGGCGAGUUCUCUAUGCUAUAUGACGACAACACGGCUGUGCUGCAGAUCAGCCGUGGCGAAAUGAGGCACUCUGGGGAGUACACAUGCGUGGCGACCAACAGUGUUGGCUCAACUUCCUGCAGAGCAAAACUCACCAUGCAAGAACCCAGAUACGCUCCGGUCUUUGACAGAAAGUUGUCACCGCGGGAGGUGACGGUGGGUGACAGCAUCGAAAUGGAGUGUCACAUGACCGGGUCUGCUCCCAUCAAAGUCACAUGGUCCAAAGACCAUAAAGAUAUCCGCUCUGGUGGGAACUAUAAGAUCAGCUGUGUGGAAAACACCGCCCACCUGACCAUACUGAAGGCGGAUAAAGGUGACACAGGGAAAUACUUCUGCCAUGCCUCCAAUGACAUGGGGAAGGACUCUUGUUCCACUGACAUCUCUGUCAAAGAGCGUAAAAAUCCACCGAUGUUCACCAAAAAGCCCUCGGAGCACAUCGAAGACAUGGAGGGCAAACUGGUAAAAAUUGAGGGCCGAGUCUCUGGUUCUCAGCCCGUUUCGGUCAGCUGGUUCAAAGACGGCAAGGAAAUCCACAGCUCUGACAAAUACGAUAUCAGCUUUAAGAGCAAUGUGGCGGUGCUGUGCAUCAAGAGCAGCCAGGUGACCGACAGCGGCAGGUACUCCUGCCAGGCCUCCAAUGAAGCUGGAAGAGCUUCCUGCGACAUCACUGUGGGCAUCCUGGAAGCCAAGAAGCCUCCAGUGUUUGAUGUUCCACUCAAACCAGUGACUGUGGAUGAAGGCGACAAGCUGAGCCUCAGGUGCCACGUCUGCGGGUCCGCUCCUCUGAAGGUCCAGUGGAUGAAGGACAGGAAGGAGCUUUCUUCAGCCGGCAGCAUCAGGCUCGGCUUCUCUGAUGGUACAGCCAGUCUGGAGAUCAGCUCAGCCUCCAAACAUGAUGCUGGCGAUUACCUCUGCAAGGCUACAAAUGAAGCCGGCGCCGAGUUCUGCAAGGCCAAAGUCACAGUGAAAGAGAAACCAGGAGCAGCUAAACCUGAGACUCCAGCAGCAGCUCCAACCAAAAAACUGGAUAAUCUGUUUUUCAUUGAGGAACCCAAAUCCAUGCACGUUACAGAGAAGGGAACUGCCACCUUCAUCGCUAAAGUUGGAGGAGAACCCAUCCCAAGUGUGAAGUGGAUGAAGGGAAAAUGGAGGCAACUCACCCACGGCGGCCGCAUCUCAAUCGUGCAGAAGGGCCAGGAGUCCAAGUUGGAGAUCCGAGAGGUGACCAAGUCGGACUCGGGUCAGUACCGGUGCGUUGCCUCUAACAAGCACGGCGAGAUCGAGUGCAACGCCGACAUGCACGUUGACGGAAAGAAAGAGGCGCCGCAACUAGAGGGAGACCUCCGAGCCAAGCUGAAGAAGACGCCAUCGAAGCAGAAGAGUCCUCAGGAGGAGAAGGACAUCGACAUUGUCGAGCUGCUGAGAAACGUCGACCCCAAAGAGUACGAGAAAUACGCCCGUAUGUACGGCAUCACUGACUACAGAGGUCUGCUGCAGGCCAUCGAGCAGCUCAAGAAAGAGAGAGGCGAAGAAAGUGGAAGACCGGAAGUGGAACGUGGAGACAGAGAGUCAGAUGAGGACAUGGCUCGGUUGGUGGCCGACCUGCAGAAGAGGAUGGAGAGGACAGAGCCUGUCACCGUAGUGAAGGACAUCUCCAACCAGUCUGUCUUCACCAACGAAGAGGCGGUGUUUGAAUGCGAGAUCAAGAUCAACUACCCAGAGAUCACGCUGUCCUGGUACAAGGGCACGCAGAAGCUUGACACAGACGACAAAUACGACAUCAGCAUCAGCGGCGACCGCCACCUGCUCAAGAUCAAAAGGUGCCAGCCGUCUGACCAGGGCAACUACCGGGUGGUGUGUGGGCCGCACAUCUCCAGCGCCAAGCUCACCGUCACGGAGGUGGAGGUGGAGAAGCACCUGCAGGACACGUCGGGUAAGGAAGGCCAGGCGUGCACUCUGUCUUGUCAGUUGUCUGUUCCUAACGUCGAGGCUCAGUGGUUUAAAAACGGAAAGCAGUUAGAGAUGAAGGGAAGGUAUUCGUCCGAGGUGAAACACAAAGUUCAGAAGCUUCUGAUCAAAGACCUGAAGUCUGAAGACCGGGGCAGAUACUCCUGCAGAUACCAGCACCUGGAGUCCUCGGCGGACCUCAAGGUGGAAGCCGAACAAAUUCAUUUCACCAAGCGCAUCCACAACGUGGAAGUCAACGAGCGCCAGUCGGCCACCUUCGAGUGCGAGGUGUCCUUCGACAACGCAAUCGUUUCUUGGUACAAAGACACGUGGGAACUGAAAGAAUGCACUAAGUACAACUUCAGAAGCGAGGGCAGGAGACAUUUCAUGGUCAUUCGAAAUGUGACCAUUGAAGACGAAGGCGUGUACUCAGUGAUUGUGAGAUUGGAGCCCAGAGGAGAGGCUAAGAGCACAGCUGAGCUUUAUUUGUCUGGCAAAGAAAUCGAAUUAGCGAUGGUACCGACAGAUUUCCCAGACUCUUCAGUUCAGAGGCCUGAAGUGCCUUCAUCAGAAGAAAUUCAAGAAUCUGCUGAGUUCUAUCAGUAUGAAGAAAAGAUCGAACAGAGAGAAUCAGCUGAAUAUUCGUAUCAGUACGAAGAGGAGGUGCAGCAGAAAGUCGAGUAUCAGAGCUGGACAGAAGAGACUGUAACACAACAGAUUUCAGAGACUAAAGCUGCCAGAGUUGCUGUUGAAGAAAAAGUGGAGACCAUGAAAGUUGAAGUGAGGGAGGAAAUCCCAGCUAAAGUUGAGAAGAAGCCCGAAGAGAAGCCGACUGCAGCUGUGGAGGAACCCAAGAAAAAACCAGAGGCCAGGAAGCCAGUAGAGGAAAAGGUUCCUGCAGUUUCAGUCCCAGAGAAGAAGGAAGUUUCUGCUCCCAAAGAACCAGAGGACGUGAAGAAGCCAGUCGCUGCUCCAAAAGAGAAGCCCGGACUUCCAACCAAAGAUGAAGCCAAACCUCAGGUUCCAGCUGAGCCCAAGAAACCGGUUCCUGAAGCAAAGCCCAAAGCUGAACCAGAAGCCAAACCCGCCCCAACUCCAAAGGCAGAGCCAGAACCAAAGGCUAAACCUGCUCCAGCUCCUAAAGAAGAACCAGAACCAAAGGCUAAACCUGCUCCAGCUCCUAAAGAAGAACCAGAACCAAAGGCUAAACCUGCUCCAGCUCCUAAAGAAGAACCAGAACCAAAGGCUAAACCUGGUCCAGCUCCAAAAGUAGAACCAGAACCAAAGGCAAAACCUGCUACAGCUCCAAAAGUAGAACCAGAACUAAAGGCUAAACCUGCUCCAGCUCCAAAAGAAGAACCAGAACCAAAGGCUAAACCUAUUCCAGCUCCAAAAGUAGAACCAGAACCAAAGGCUAAACCUGCUCCAGCUCCAAAAGAAGAACCAGAACCAAAGGCUAAACCUGCUCCAGCUCCAAAAGUAGAACCAGAACCAAAGGCUAAACCUGCUCCAGCUCCAAAAGUAGAACCAGAACCAAAGGUUAAACCUGCUCCAGCUCCAAAAGUAGAACCAGAACCAAAGGUUAAACCUGCUCCAGCUCCUAAAGCGGAACCAGAAGGGAAGCCAGUGAUUCCUCCAUCCAAAGAUGAAACCAAAGGACCGGUCCAGACACCGGGAGGAGUCCAGAAAGAGGGGCAGCCGGCAGAGGAAGCAGGAAGAGGCAGAGGCAGAGGGCUAAAACCCAAGCAGACGCCAUCGCCCGGAGAGGGCAGAGGUCGGGGCAUGAAACCUGGUGGGAGAGGUGGCCCCACACCACCAGAGGAACCUUUUGCAGGCUUCAAACUCAAAGCCGUUCCCCUGAAGUUCAUCAAGAAGCUGGAAAAUAUUGUCCUCAAGGAGGCCGAGUCCAUUGGCUCAUCGGCCGUGUUUGAGUGUGAGGUUUCACCCUCUACAGCCAUCACCUCCUGGAUGAAAGAUGGCGGCAACCUGCGUGAGAGUCCCAAGCACAAGUUCACCUCUGACGGCAAAGACCGGAAGCUGCACAUCAUUGAUGUCCAGCUGUCCGACACUGGAGAAUAUACCUGCGUCGCCAAGAAUGCUGGAAAGGAGAUUUCCUGCACUGCUAAGCUCAUAGUUGAAGAGCUUCCUGUAAAAUGGAUCAAGGAAUUGGAACCGGAGAACUCGGCCAUCCUGGGCCAGCCCAUCUACAUAUCCUGCGAGCUGAGCAAAGAGAGGGACGUGGUCUGGAAGAAGAAUGGUGAAGUCCUCAAGAAAAAGGAGGGCAAAAUUCAAAUCAACAUCAUUGGAUUGCAACACGCCGUGACCAUCCAAGGCUCCACACUAGAAGACGCUGGUACCUACACCUGUGAAGUGUCAGGACAGGAGGACGUCGUGACCACCACAAACGUCAAAGUGCUCGGCCGGGUGAUCUCCCUGGUGAGGCCCCUGAGGAACAUCACAGUGACUGCUGGAGAGACCGCCACCUUCCAGUGCGAGCUGUCCUAUGAAGACAUCCCUGUUGAUUGGUACCUGGGGGACACGAAGCUGGAGUCAAGCGACAGAGUUGUAUUCAAGGAUGAAGGGAAAACCUACAGCGUCACGGUGAGAGACGUCCAACUGAGUGAAGCUGGACAAGUCAAACUCAUCGCCAAAGACUUCGAGACAGAGGCCACCCUGUCUGUCAAAGAGCCGCCUGUAGAGUUCACCAAACCUCUGCAGGACCAAACAGUGGAGGAGAAAACCACCGCCACGCUUGAGUGUGAAGUUUCCAGAGCAAACGGAGAGGUCCAAUGGCUCAGGGACGACCAGGAGAUCCGCAAGACGAAGAAGUACGAAAUCCUGGCCGAGGGCUGCAAGAGAACGCUGGUCAUCCAGGAUUGCACCCUGGACGACUCCAAGACCUACACCUGCGACGCCAAAGACUUCAAAACGUCCUGCUUCCUCACGGUCGAAGCUGCCCGUGUCGAGUUCUCCAAGCCUCUCCAUGAUGUUGAGGUUCGGGAGAAAGAAAGUGCCAGGUUUGAGUGUGAAGUCUCCAGAGAGGACGCUAAAAUCACCUGGUUGAAGGACGGAACUGAAAUCAGAAAAGGAAAGAAAUAUGAAAUUAUUGCACAAGGCCGCCAACACAUCCUUCUCAUCCACAAGGCCACAUUUGAUGACGAAGCUGAAUACGAAUGUGAUGCUCAGACCUCCAAAUCCUCCGGCAUGCUCACCGUCGUUGAGGAGGAAACUACUUUCACUAAAAACCUGCCAAACGUCGAGGGAACAGAGACGGACAGCGUGAGGCUGAUCUGUGAGGUCUCCAAGCCCAACGCUGACGUCACCUGGUACAAAGGCGACAAGGAGCUGCCAGACGGCGGCCGCUAUGAACACAUCGUUGAUGGCAAGAAGAGGAUUCUCCUCAUCAAGGACCUGAAGACAGACGACGCCGGAGAAUACAGCUGCAGGCUGAGCACCGGCACCAAAACCUCCGGAAGCCUCAAGAUCAACGAACUGGCUGCUGAAUUCCUGUCCAGACCUCAGAACCAGGAGGUGGUGGAGGGUCAUAGGGCAGAGUUCACCUGCAUCGUCUCCAAGGAAACCUUCAGUGUCAAAUGGAUGAAGGACGGCAAUGAGCUGGAGUCAGGAGACAAGUACGAGUUGGUGAGUGACGGCAAGAAGCGAAGUCUGGUCAUCAAGGCGUCCGAGCUCAAAGACGAGGGCGGAUACGUUGUGGUGAUUGGAGAGACGAGAGCCAGCGCUGAUCUGACUGUGAGCGCGAAACUGAAGGUCAUCACCCCUCUGAGAGACACGGAGGUCAAAGAAGGCCAGGAGGUCGUCCUGAACUGCGAGGUGAACAUCGACGGAGCCAAGGCCAAGUGGCUGAAGAACGAAGAGACUCUGUUCGAGAGCGGCAAGUACGUGAUGGUUCAGAGAGACAACGUCUUCUCGCUGAGGAUCAAAGACGCUCGGAAGGGAGACGAAGCCGACUACAGCAUCACACUGACCAAUCAGAGAGGAGAACAGGCCAAGAGCUCCGGCAAACUCUCCGUCAGAGAGGAGAGUCUGAAAAUCAUGGUUCCUCCGGAGGACAUCGACACUCAGGAGAAGAAGACCAUCAGCUUCUCCUGCAAGACCAACAGACCCAACGCCACUGUGAAGUGGAUGAAGGCCGGCCAGGAGAUCACCUUCAGCAAACGCGUUGUCUACAGGGUCGACAAAGAAAAGCACACGCUCACCAUCAAGGACUGCACGCUGGCCGACGAGGGCGAGUACACGGUGGUCGCCGGGGACAACAAGGCCACCGCCGAGCUGAUCAUCAGCGAGGCGCCGACCGACUUCAGCGCACAGCUCAAAGACCAGACCAUCACCGAGUUCGAUGAUGCAGAGUUCACGUGCGAGCUGACCAAGGAGAAGGCCGAGGUCAAGUGGUACAGGAACGGACGGGAGAUCAGAGAAGGACCAAGAUACGCAUUUGUGAAAGACGGAAAGUUCUGCACGCUGCGGAUCAAGGAGUGCAGGCCGGAUGACGAGUGUGAAUACGCCUGCGGAGUCGACGAUAAGAGAUCCAGAGCCAGGCUCUUUGUUGAAGAGAUUCCAGUGGAGAUCAUCAGACCUCCACAGGACGUGUUUGAGCCUCCGGGCUCGGACAUCGUGUUUGAGGUGGAGCUCAACAAGGACCGGGUGGAGGUGAAAUGGCUGCGCAACAACAUGACCGUCGUCCAGGGAGACAAGUUCCAGAUGAUGAGCGAGGGGAAGCUGCACCGGCUGCAGGUCUGCGAGAUCCGACCCAGAGACCAGGGACUGUACAGAGUCAUCGUCAAAGACAAGGACGCCAAGGCCAAGCUGGAGCUGGCAGCUGUUCCUCAGAUAAAGACCACCGAUCAGAGCUACGUCACAGACGCCGGGAAGCCCAUCGUCUUGGCCGUCCCGUACAGCGCCUACCCUCAGGCCGAAGCUGACUGGCUGUACGACAACCAGAGUGUGUCCAAAGACAACAUCUACACCUCCGCCGAGCGCACCGAGUACCGGCUGAAGGACCCGAAGAAGUCGGACCAAGGACGCUACAAGAUCGUCAUCAAGAACAAACACGGACAGGGAGAAGCUUUCAUCAACCUGGACGUCAUCGAUGUUCCCGGACCUGUGAAGAACCUUCAGGUGGUCGACACCGCGGACGGCGAGGUCAGCCUGGCGUGGGAGGAGCCUGAGAACGACGGCGGCAGCAAAGUAAUCAGCUAUGUGGUUGAGAGGCGCGAUGUGAAGCGUAAGACCUGGACUCUGGCCACCGAUCACUCAGAGAGCCCCGAGUACACAGUGACGGGGCUGCAGAAGGACUCCUUCUACUUCUUCAGAGUCAGCGCCAGAAACAGGGUCGGCAACGGACCCUUCGUUGAGACGGACGAAGCUGUCCAAGCAAAGAACAAGUUUGACGUUCCUGAAGCUCCUCUGAACGUUGACGUUGGAAACGUAACCAAGUUUGGCUGCACCGUCUCCUGGGACCCUCCAGUGUCAGACGGAGGCUCUCCCAUCACCUCCUACAUCGUGGAGCUGCGCGACAGGACGUCGGUGAAGUGGUCGCCCGUCCAGGUGACGAAAGCCGGCGAGCUCAGUGCCAUCAUCAAUGACGUCAUCGAGAACAAGGAGUACAUCUUCAGAGUCAAAGCUGAGAACAAAGCUGGCGAGGGCAAACCCAGCGCCGCUUCACGACCUGUUAAGAUCAUGGAUCCAAUUGAACGUCCCAGUCCACCACAGAACCUGACCUGGCAGGACCAGAACAAGAGCUCAGUGCAGCUCACCUGGGAGACGCCUCUGAAAAACGGCGGCAGCAUCAUCACAGGCUACAUCAUCGAACGCUGCGAGGAGGGAACCAACAAGUGGCUCCGCUGCAACGCACGCCUCUGCCCAGAUCUCUUCUACAAGGUGUCUGGUCUGAAAUAUGGAACCAAGUACAACUACAGAGUGUUUGCUGAAAAUGCUGCUGGAGUUUCUGAACCGUCAAACGUCAUCGGACCUCUGCUGGCAGACGACCCACAUUUUGCUCCAUCCUUUGACCUGAGUGCUUUCAAAGAUGGCCUGGAAGUGAUCGUCCCUCAGCCUCUCACCAUCAGAGUUCCCAUCACCGGAUACCCGACCCCCGUCGCCAAGUGGACCUUCGGAGAGAAGGAGCUGACGACAGCAGACGAACGCGUCUCCUUGAUGACCAAGUCCACUUUCACAGAACUUAUGAUCACGCCGAGCGUCCGGCCAGACAAAGGCAUCUACACCCUCCACCUGGAGAACGACGUCACCUCUGUGUCUGGAGAUAUCGAAGUCAACGUCAUCGCUGCACCCAGCGCUCCCAAGGACUUCAAGGUUCUAGAGGUGACCCGGCAGCACGUCCAUCUUAGCUGGGAGGCUCCAGAACACGAUGGAGGAAGUCCUCUAACCGGCUAUCAGGUGGAAAAACGGGACGUGUCCCGCAAGACCUGGGUGAAGGUUGUAUCAGGGAUCCAGGAUCUGGAGUUCACCGUCACUGAUGUGGUUGAAGGGAAAGAGUAUCUGUUCAGAGUCACCGCCUGCAACAAGUGCGGCCCGGGAGAGCCAGCGUACAUCGAUGAGCCCGUCAACGUCUCUUCUCCAGCCACUGUGCCAGACCCACCAGAGAACCUGAAGUGGAGAGACAAGUCAGCCAGUGGCAUCUUCCUCACCUGGGAGCCGCCGAAAUAUGACGGUGGCACCGGCAUCCGAGGCUACAACGUGGAGCGCUGCCAGAGAGGCACAGAUAAGUGGGAGCCCUGCGGAGACACGGUACCAGAGCUGAAGUGCCAGGUGACCGGUCUGAUCGAGGGCGAGUGGUACGCCUACAGAGUCCGAGCUCUGAACCGACUCGGAGCCAGCCGGCCCUGCAAGCCCACAGAUGAGAUCCAGGCUGUUGAUCCUAUAGAGGCUCCAGAGAUCCAGCUUGAUGCCAAGCUUCUGGCCGGUCUGACGGCCAAGGCUGGCAGCAAAAUCGAACUCCCAGCUGAGGUUAAGGGUAAGCCUGAACCCCGAGUGAAGUGGACCAAGGCUGACCUGGUUCUGAAGCCAGACGACAGGGUGUCCAUCGACACCAAGCCGGGACAUUCCACCGUCACCGUUGCUAAGACUAAGAGAGACGACAGCUCCACCUACAUCAUUGAGGCGACCAACAGCAGCGGCCGUGCCACCGCCACUGUGGAUGUCAACAUCCUUGACAAACCUGGUCCUCCUGCUGCCUUCGACAUUUCUGAGAUCACCAAUGAAACCUGCCUCCUGGCCUGGAACCCGCCACGCGACGACGGCGGUUCCAGAGUUACCAACUACAUCGUGGAACGCCGAGCUGUCGACAGCGAGAUCUGGCACCGGCUGUCCUCCACCAUCAAACAGACCACGUACAAGGCAGUCGGCCUGGUCAAGUUCAAGGAGUACAUCUUCAGAGCGUUCGCUGAGAACCAGUUUGGUGUUGGUCCACCAGCUGAACACCCGCCCAUCAUCGCCAGAUAUCCAUUUGACACCCCUGGGGCUCCCUACAAACUGGAGCCUUCAGACAUCGCCAAAGACGCCGUGACCCUGAACUGGUACGAGCCGGAUGAGGAUGGAGGCAGCCCCAUCACAGGCUACUGGGUGGAACGAUACGAACCGGACCAUGACAAGUGGAUAAGAUGCAACAAGCUGCCCAUCAAAGACACCAACUACAGAGUGAAAGGUCUUCCCACGAGGAAGAAGUACAAGUUCAGAGUCCUGGCUGAAAAUCUGGCUGGAACUGGAAAACCCAGCAAAGAGACAGAUCAAAUCCUUAUCAAAGACCCUAUUGAUCCUCCUUGGCCUCCUGGUAAACCCACAGUGAAGGAUGUAGCCAAGACUUCCUGCUUCCUUACUUGGACCAAACCCGAGCAUGACGGCGGGGCCAAGAUCGACAGCUAUGUCAUCGAGAUGUUGAAGAGCGGAACCACAGACUGGAUCCGUGUGGCAGAGAACAUCAGCAUCCUGGAGUUUUUCCUGAAGGGCCUGAUGGAGAAGCAGGAGUAUUCGUUCAGAGUGAGAGCCAUCAACGUGGCCGGGGAGAGUGAACCCAGCGAGCCCAGCGACCCGGUUCUGUGCAAAGAGAGGCUGAAUCCUCCAUCGGCUCCUCGAUGGUUGGAGGUCGUGAGUAUCAGCCGGAGCAGCGCUGACUUGAAGUGGACGGCUCCGGAGCGUGACGGAGGAUCUCGCAUCACCAACUACAUUGUGGAGAAGCGCGACGCCAAGCGUAAAGGCUGGCAGGCUGUGGACACCACGGUGAAGGAGCUGAAAACCACCGUGACGCCGCUCAACGACGGAGCUCUGUACGUGUUCAGAGUCGCCGCAGAGAACGCCGUGGGUGUCGGACCGUUCUGCGAGCUGGAGGACUCCGUGUUGGCCAAGGAUACUUUCACUACUCCUGGGCCGCCCUACGCACUCACCGUCUACUCUGUGACCAAAAAGUAUGUGGACCUGGAGUGGGAGGCACCUAAAAAUGACGGCGGUAGACCCAUACUCAGGUACUCUAUUGAGAAGAAGGAGAAGCUUGGAACGCGCUGGGUGAAAUGUGGAAAGACUUCUGGUCCAGACUGUAAAUACCGGGUAACGGAUGUUAUUGAGGGAACAGAAGUCCAGUUCCAGAUCCGGGCUGAGAAUGAGGCUGGAGUCGGACACCCGUGUGAACCUACAGAGAUCUUGACCAUUGAAGAUCCAACAGGAAUCCCAUCUCCUCCCAUCGAGCUCCAUGUAACCGGAGCCAGCAGGGACUUCCUAUCCAUCGCCUGGAAGCCUCCGCAGCAGGACGGCGGUUCCCCGAUCCGCGGCUAUCACAUCGAGAUGUGCGAGGCCGGAACUGAGAAGUGGAUGAGAGUCAACUCCCGUCCGGUGAAGGAGCUGAAGUACAGAGUGGAGGAGGGCAUCGUCCCUGAGAAGGAGUACAUUCUGAGAGUGAGGGCCAUCAAUUCUGUAGGAGAGAGUGAGCCCUCCGACAUCUCAGAAAACGUCUUUGCCAAAGACUCUGACUGUAACCCAACACUGGAGUUCCAGACUCUGGACCUCGUUGUGGUGGAAACAGAGAAGCUUCACAUCCCGGUUCCCUUCAGAGCCGUCCCGUCUCCCAAAAUCACCUGGCACAAAGACGGCAAGGAGCUGAAGGCUGAUGAGCGUCUCAUGUUCAGGAAGGAGUACACUUCCUGUCACCUGGAGAUUGACAGCAGCCUUCACCCCGAUGCUGGAGUUUAUAAAGUGACUCUGGAGAACAAACUGGGAAGUGCCAGUGCAACCAUUAACGUGAAAGUCAUCGGUCUUCCUGGUCCCUGCAAAGAGAUUGUUGCAUCAGAAAUCACAAAGAGCUCAUGUAAAGUUUCCUGGGAUCCUCCAGACUACGACGGUGGCAGCCCGAUUCUUCACUAUGUCCUUCAGCGGCGUGAGGCUGGUAGGAGGACCUACGUCAACAUGAUGUCUGGAGAGAACAAGGUGAGCUGGAUGGUGAAAGACCUCAUCCCCAACGGAGAGUACUACUUCAGAGUCCAAGCCGUCAACAAGAUUGGAGGAGGAGAGUUCAUCGAACUGCGCAACCCCGUCAUUGCAGAGGACCAAAAACAUGCUCCUGAUGCGCCAGUGGACGUGGAAACCCACAACCCCACUUCCAGCACUAUAACCCUGACCUGGAAGCCUCCUAUGUACGAUGGUGGCGCCAAAAUCAUGGGCUACAUUCUGGAGAGGCAGCAGAAGGGCGAGGACAAGUGGGAGAGGUGCAAUGACUUCCUGGUUCCUGUCCUGUCCUACACAGUCAGAGGACUAACAGAGGGCAAGAACUACAUGUUCAGAGUCAAAGCUGAAAACGCUGCUGGCAUCAGUGAUCCGUCACGCAACACAUUGUUCGUUAAGGCCUCUGAUGCUGUUGAUCCUCCAAAGGUUUUCCUCAGUGGUAGCCUGCAAUCCGGUCUCAGUGUGAAACGAGGCUGCGAGAUCUGCCUGAAUGCCAAUAUUUCUGGCUCACCGUACCCUCAGAUCACCUGGUACUGGAACAACCAGGUGAUCCAACCUGAACCACUCCGCAAGAGACCUGAGAAACCCCUGAAGAAGAAGCCAGAGAAGAAGGAGGAGGAGAAGAAAGAAGGAGAGGAGAAAAAGGAAGGAGAGGAGAAGAAAGAAGGAGAGGAGGAGAAAAAGCCAGAGGGAGAAGCGGAGACUAAAGAGGAGAAGAAGGAGGGAGAGGAAAAGAAAGAAGGAGAGGAGAAGAAGGAGGAGGAGAAAAAGCCAGAGGAGGAAGCUGCUGAGCCAGAGGUGGAGGAGCCUGACUAUCCCACCAUAAAUGAACGUCUGACCAUCGAUAACAGCCACAGGGGCGUGUCCUCCAUCGUCAUUAAUGAGUCAGUCCGCCCAGAUCAUGGGGUCUACAUGGUGAAGGUGGAGAAUGACCACGGCAUUGCCUCAGCAACCUGCGAGGUCAACGUGCUCGAUACUCCUGGUCCUCCCGUGAACUUUAGGUUUGAGGAAGUGAGGAAGAACUCAGUCAUUUGCAAGUGGGAUCCUCCUCUGGAUGACGGCGGCAGUGAGAUCCUCAACUACACCCUGGAGAAGAAGGACAACUCCAAGCUGGAGUUCGGCUGGAGUUGUGUUACCAGCACACUGAGAGGCUGCCGCUACCUGGUGCCCAAGCUCAUUGAGAAGAAAGAGUAUAUCUUCAGGGUCGUAGCUGAAAACAAGUUUGGCCCUGGUACACCAUGCGUUUCCAAACCUCUCAUCGCCAAGAAUCCUUUCGAACCUCCCGAGGCUCCAGAUAAGCCACAGAUUGACGACAUCACAGCCAACAGCAUGCUGGUCACUUGGGACGUACCAAAGGACAAUGGCAGCCCUAUUCUGGGAUACUGGGUGGAGCGCAGGGAGAUCAACAGCUCACACUGGGCACGUGUCAACAGGAACAUUGUCCCAGACACGGAGCUGAACGUCGAAGGUCUCCUGGAGGGACUCACUUACAUCUUCAGGGUGGCGGCUGAAAACCAGGCCGGCCCUGGAAAGUUCAGUCCUCCCUCUGAGCCUAAGACAGCACAGGCUCCUAUCUUGCCACCUGGACCUCCCAUUGCCAGAGUGGUGGUAACCACUGACCACUCCAUCGAAGUAGAGUGGGAUCCUCCUGCCGACAAUGGUGGAGGAGAGAUUCAGGGAUACCAUGUGGAUAAGGCAAUGGCUGGUACCAAGGACUGGUCUAGAUCAACAGAACGUCCCUGGAAGCAGCGUAACUUCACCGUCUAUGGAGUUCGUGAGGGAGCGAAGUACACAGUCAGAGUCAUCGCCUGCAAUGCUGCAGGAGAAGGAACACCUGGUUUCACAGACGCUGUUUUUGUCCGGAACCCAGCAGAGAUUCCAGUAAUUGACAUGGACCUUGCCAUCAAGAAUGGCAUAAUCAUCAGAGCUGGAGAAACGCUACGUGUUCCUGCUACAGUCACUGGUAAACCCUAUCCAUCCAUCACCUGGACAAAGGAUGAUGGCAAACCAGAUAAAGACCGUGUGGAGCUCCUCAGUGAGGGCAAUGACAGUGUUGUCUCAAUCAAGAAUGUCCAGAGGCAGGAUUGUGGAAAGUAUCAGAUCUCUGCCUGCAACCCCAGUGGCUCCAAGUCUGCAUCAACCAGAGUGGAAGUGAUGGAUGUCCCUGGUCCUGUCAAGGACUUGAAGCCAGUCGUUGUUACUCGUAAGAUGAUUUUCCUGAACUGGGAUGACCCAGAAGAUGACGGAGGCAGCGAUCUGACAGGCUUUCUUGUGGAACGAAGGGAUGCCAAGAUGCACACAUGGAGGCAGCCUGUUGAAACCGCUUCGUCCAAGUGCGAGUGUGUAGGAAUCAUGGAGGGACAGGAGUACUUCUUCCGUGUCAUCGCCAAGAACAAGUACGGUUUGGGUGUUCCCGUUGAGCUGGGACCCAUCAAAGCUGUGGAUCCUCAGGGUCCACCAUCAUACCCUGAAAAGUUCCACUACACAGAGAGGACCAAAAACUCCAUCACUCUGGCAUGGAAGCCACCGCGCAGUGAUGGUGGCAGCCCAGUUAUUGGGUACUUUGUAGAGAAGAAGAGGCAAGACCAACAGGCCUUUGAACCCUGCAAUACAGAGAUCUGCCCCAACAUGACUCUCACUGUUGAAGGCCUGGAGGAGGCUUGGAUGUAUGAGUUCAGAAUCAAGUGUGCCAAUCUUAUUGGAGAGAGUGAGCCAUCCAUUCCACUGACUGUAGUAAUUCAAGAUGAUGAAGUUGGUCCUGAGGUCCACAUGCUGAAGCACUUUACUGCUGACUGCAUUACUGUGAAGAAGGGUGAGCCUAUUGAAAUUCCCGCUGAUAUCAUUGGACUCCCCAUCCCAAAGAUCGAGUGGUCCAAGGACGACGUCCUAAUUGACAAGCCGACAGAGACACUGCUGAUGGAAACAGAGGUGACUGGAAGGUUGAAUGCCAAGACCACACUAUCCAUCCCAGCUGCCAACAGGAGGGACCGCGGCAGCUACACUGUGUCAGCAUCCAACAACAUGGGCUCAGCCAAACACACCGUCUAUGUCAUGGUGCUUGACCGACCAACCCCACCCAGGAAUCUGGCUGUGUCAAAUAUCAGGGCCGAGUCUUGCUACUUAAACUGGGACCCACCAGUUGAUAAUGGUGGAAGCGAGCUGACCAACUACAUUAUUCAGAGGAAGGAAGUGCGUAAAGACCAGCCUGAGCCAGAAGAGGGAGAAGAGGCUCCACCAGAGCCGCAGUGGGAAGUGGUCAACAAUGCCGUAAUUGAAAGGAAAUUAGGGGUGUGGGAGUUGGACACCAGCAAGACCUAUCUGUUCCAAGUCAGAGCCGAAAACAAGUACGGCAUAUCUGACCCGUGUACAACGGAGGAAGUUCUUAUCACAGAUCCAUUUGGUCUUCCUGGCCCACCACAGAAACCAGCUAUUGCAGAAUACUCCAAGACCUCCAUGACACUAACAUGGGAGCCUCCUAGAGAGACUGGAGGCUCAAUGAUCACUGGGUACUGGCUGGAGAAGAGAGAGAAAGGAACAGACUAUUGGGCCAAAGUUAACAAGACGCCAGUCACUAAAAGAGGCACGAAAGGUUGGGAGUAUCAGGUGACUCGACUGUUUGAAGGAACUGAGUACGAAUUCAGGGUUGCUGCCUCCAAUUCAGCUGGAACUGGACCAUUCAGUGGGCCGUCUGACUCUGCCUUUGCAGUUGAUCCGAUCACUCCUCCAAGCAUGCCUGCUGCUCCUGAGGUUGCUGAUAAAACGAAGCAUAGCGUCACGCUGUCCUGGAAGCCACCGGAGAGUGACGGAGGAAGCCCCAUUAAGGGCUACAUUAUCCAGAUUCAGGAUGAAGGCUCAUCAGAGUGGCACAAAAUCAAUGACAUUGAUAGCCUGCACCCCACCACGGAGUUCACCGUGCCCAGUCUCCGUGAGUUGAAACGCUACCGCUUCAGGAUCAUUGCUGUCAAUGACAUCGGCGAGUCCGACCCCAGCCCACGCACCAGCGAAGUUCUGAUAGAGGAUGUCCAACUUCCUCCUGUCAUUACAAUUGAUGUCAUGGCUGAGGAACUAGUCAACAUUCGUGCUGGAGAUCCAAUCAGGAUUCCCGCAACCAUUAAGGGCCGGCCUGCUCCCAAGGUUACAUGGGACUACGAAGGCAAAGCCAAGAGCGAGAAAAAGAACAAACUGCACACAAUCCCUGUUGAGGCUCAGGUUGAGUCCACAGACACCACCUCAGUCGUGAACAUUCCUGUGAGCUUGAGGAGUCAUUCUGGACGUUACACCAUCACAGCCAAGAACAAGUCUGGACAGAAACAUGUCAACGUCAGAGUCAUUGUCGUCGAUGUUCCUGGACCUCCAAAGGACCUGAAGGUCACUGAUGUAACCCGUUCCACCAUGAGGCUGAUCUGGAAGCUCCCUGACACUGACGGAGGAGAGAGGAUCAAGAGCUACUUCAUUGAGAAAAAGUCUGUGAUUGACAAGGCCUGGACCAAGGUGAAUGCCGCUUGUGCUAGCCAGGCCUUUGUGGUUCCAGGCCUGCUUGAGGGUCAGGAUUACCUGUUCAGGGUUCGAGCAGAAAACAGACUGGGAUUUGGUCCUUUUACCGAGACAACCGAACCCAUCAGAGCCAGAGAUCCCAUCUACCCACCUGACCCCCCAACCAAGCUGAAGGUAAACCUAGUCACAAAGAACACGGUCACUCUGAGCUGGGAGCCUCCAAAGAACAACGGCGGCUCACCUGUAAAACAUUACAUCAUCGAGCGUCUGAGUUGGGACACCAGCAGCAAGGAGAAGGAGGCCUGGAAGCAGUGCAACAAGAGAGACGUGGAGGAGCUCACCUUCAUUGUGGAGGACCUGAAGGAGGGAGGAGAAUAUGAAUUCAGAGUAAAAGCUGUGAAUGCAGCUGGACCCAGCCGACCUUCUGCCACUGUUGGACCUCUGGUCAUCAAGGAUCAGACAUGUCCUCCCACCAUUGAGCUGCGUGAAGCCAUGGAGGGCGAGGAGGGCUGCGACGUCAGCAUCGUGGCGAGGAUCAGCGGCUGUCCCUUCCCAACGCUGACCUGGCACAAGGCCAGCCUGGCCAAACCCGAGGAAAAGGCUGCUGUCCAGUAUGACCAGCAUAUCAACAAACUGGUGACCCCAGACAAGUGCACACUGUUGAUCCAGCAGGCCAGCCGGAACGACAGCGCCCUCUACAGCCUGACGGCCAGUAAUAGCCUGGGUACUGUCUCCAAGGACAUCAAGCUGGCAGUGCUGGGACCUCCUGGCCCACCAGUGGGUCCGAUCAAGUUCACAGAGGUGUUUGCGGAGAGGAUCGGCCUGGCCUGGAACCCUCCCACAGAUGAUGGUGGAUCCAAGAUCACCAACUAUGUGGUUGAGAAGCGUGAGGACAACAGAAAGACGUGGGUCCACGUCUCCAACGACCCGAAAGAGUGCGCCUUUGUGGUGACACGUCUUACAGAGAACCACGAGUACGAGUUCAGAGUCAUGGCCCAGAACAAGUUUGGAGUCGGACCGGCAGUGAUCAGUGAGCCUGAGAAGGCCAGAAACCUCUUCACCGUUCCCGGUCAGUGUGAGAAACCAACAGUUACUGAAGUCUGUCUGGAGUCCAUGACCGUCAACUGGGAUGAGCCCAAAUAUGACGGCGGAUCCCCCAUCACUGGCUACUUCGUCGAGAAGAAGGAGACCACUUCCAAACGCUGGACCCGUGUUACCCGGGAACCAAUCCGUGCGCUCCCACUGGGCAACAACUGGGACGUUACAGGCCUGCUGGAGGGCGCCCUGUACCAGUUCAGGGUGAUCGCCAUCAACGCCGCCGGCUGUGGUCUGCCUAGCUUGCCCUCUGACCCUGUACUCUGCAGAGACCCCAUCAAGCCUCCAGGGCCACCUUACCCGAAGGUGAUGGACUGGACUAAAUCAACGGUGGAGCUGGAGUGGCUCCCUCCCUCUACAGACGGAGGGUCCAAGGUGACAGGUUAUAUUGUUGAGUUGAAGGAGAUAAACAAGGAGGAAGAGGAGAUGAAAGCCAAGAGGAGGCUGCUGUUGAGCGAAGCUGAGGAAGAGAAGGAGCCUGAAAGCGACGAGAGCUGGAAGAAGGCAAAGGACACAGAGAUCAGAGGAACUAAGUUUGUUGUGACCGACCUGAAAGAAGGAGGGCUGUACCAGUUCAGAGUCCGAGCCGUGAACUCUGCUGGCGUGGGAGACCCAGGUCUCGUGUCUGAGCUGAUCGAAGCCAAAGACAGAACAAUUCCUCCUGAGAUGGACCUUGAUGCCUCAGUGAAGGAAAAGAUUGUGGUCCACGCUGGAGCCACCAUCCGCAUCAUCGCCUAUGUGUCAGGCAAACCCGCCCCGCAGAUCACCUGGUGCCGUGACGACGCCGAGGUGCCCAAAGAGGCCGUGGUGGAGACGACGGGCAUCUCUAACUCUCUGGUCAUCAAGAACUGCAGACGGCAACAUCAGGGCAUGUACACACUCAGCGCCAAGAACGAGGGAGGCGAGAGGAAGAAGGCCGUCAUCGUUGAGGUUCUUGAUGUUCCUGGACCUGUCGGUCUUCCCUUCGCUGGUGAGAAUCUGACCACCGACUCCUGCAAACUGACCUGGUACUUCCCUGAAGACGACGGCGGCUCGGCCAUCACCAACUACAUCAUCGAGAAACGAGAGUCCGACCGAAUGGGCUGGACCUCGGUGUCCUACACGGUGACGAGGAACAACGCUGUGGUGCAGGGACUGAUCGAAGGCAAGGGCUACUUCUUCAGGAUCGCAGCUGAGAACAUCAUCGGAAUGGGACCUUUCAUCGAGACCGACAAGAUGGUCCUCAUUAAAGACCCAAUCUCCGUCCCGGAGCGUCCGGAGGACCUGAUUGUCACAGGUGUUAGCAAGGACUCCAUCUCUGUUGCCUGGAGACCACCCAAAUACGACGGUGGUGCAGAGGUGACAUCCUACGUCCUUGAGUCCCGAAUGGUGGGCCGUGACACUUUCACUCGGAUCGGAGGCGAGGACAAGCUGAUGGACAGGAAGUUCACGCUAACUGGACUGAAGGAAGGCUCGAGUCACGAGUUCAGAGUCUCAGCCGUCAACCAGGUUGGGCAGGGCAAGCACUCCUUCCCCACCAAACCUGUGCAGUGCAAGGACGAGCUCGAGCCACCUACUUUGGACCUGGACUUCAGAGACACGAUGAUGGUCAAGGUGGGAGAUCCAUGCAUGCUAUCAGGACGUUACAGCGGCAAGCCAGCCCCGACAAUCACCUGGACAAAGAACGACGAAGAGCUUAAAUCAGACGAAGAGAUCAACCUUCACAGCACCGCACGCCACCUCAGCCUGAACAUCAGCAAGGCCAAGAGAGAACACAGUGGCCGCUACUGCGUCAGCGUCGAGAACGCCGCCGGGCCUCGCACCGGAAUCUGCACCAUCACUGUAGUUGACCGUCCUCAGCCACCAGAGGGCCCCGUAGUGUUCAACGAAGUCUACAGAAACUACAUGGUCAUCUCCUGGAACCCUCCUCUAGAUGACGGCGGCUGCGCCAUCUCCAACUACAUCAUCGAGAAGAGAGACACCAACAGAGACCUGUGGAUGCCCGUCACCUCUUCCUCCACCAGAACCUCCUGCAAGGUGCCAAAGCUGAUCGAAGGUCGUGAGUACAUCAUCCGGAUCAUGGCUCAGAACAUGUACGGCAUCAGUGACCCACUCCUGUCAGCGGAGACCAAAGCUCGAGAUGUCUUCAAGGUACCUGAUGCGCCAAAGCAACCCACAGUGAAGGAAGUUUACCAUGACUGCGCCCUGAUCAGCUGGGAGCCACCUGCUGAUGGAGGAAAACCAAUCACAGGUUACAUUGUGGAAAGGAAGGAGACCAAGGCCAGCAGAUGGGUUCGCUGCAACACAGAAAGAAUCUACCCCAAAGUGGAGUACUGUGUGAUGGAGCUGCUGCAAGGCUGUGAAUACGAGUUUAGAGUCAGCGCUGAGAACGUAGUGGGAGCUGGCGACCCGAGUCCACCAUCCAAACCAGUUUUUGCAAAGGAUCCCAUCGUGAAAUCUAGUCCACCUGUCAACCUUUGCGCCAUCGACUUCACCAAAGAGUCAGUGACUCUGUCCUGGGAGCCGCCCACCGACACCGGACGAGGCAAGAUCUUCGGAUACCUGCUGGAGUUCCAGAAGGCUGGGCAAGAGGAAUGGAGCAAGGUGAACCAGACUCCAGAUUCCUGCCAGGAGACCAGGUUUAAGGUGAUAGACCUGGAAGAUGGUGCUCUGUACCGCUUUAGAGUCAUGGCUGUGAAUGCAGCUGGAGAGUCUGACCCAACCAACCUGAAGGAGCCAAUCAGAGUACAGGAGAGACUUGAGCCUCCAGAGUUGAUUCUGGAUGCUGGAAUGGCCCGAGAGGUGAAGGCCAUGGCUGGUACUCACAUCACCCUGAUGGCCACCAUCAAAGGCGUGCCAUUCCCCACAGUCACCUGGAAGAAGAACGAUGCAGAGGUUCCUACCAGAGCUGACAUUGAGACAAACCAGGCUGGUACAAAGCUGGAGAUGAGAUUCUGCAACCGUGGAGACUGCGGAGACUACACUCUGACGGUGGAAAACUCGGCCGGUUCCAAGACUGCUACCUGCACUGUGCUGGUUCUUAAUAAACCUGGUCCUAUUCAGCACCUCCGGGUGUCUGACGUCAGAAGUGACUCCGCCUACCUGUCGUGGAAGGAUCCGGAAGACAAUGGCGGCUCACGCAUCACUAACUUUGUGGUAGAGAAGAAAGACACUGCAUCCACUCAGUGGGUUCCUGUCUGCUCCACCUCCAAGAAGCGCAGCAUGAUGCUAAAGCACCUGAUGGAGGGCACAUCCUACUCAUUCAGAGUUGCUGCUGAAAACCACUAUGGCCGAAGCGAAUUUGUUGAGACACCAAAAGCUAUAAAGGCAAUGAACCCUCUCUUCCCUCCUGGUCCUCCUAAAGACCUGCAUCAUGCUGAUGUGGACAAAACAGAGGUCUGGUUGGCCUGGAACUGGCCUGAUCGCGAUGGAGGAAGUGAGAUCACUGGCUUCUUUGUGGAGUAUCAGGAAGAAGGAGCCAAAGAGUGGGAAGAAUGGAAGACUGUGAGCAUCCCAGAGAGUCAUGUUACCGGCUUGGAGGAAGGAAAGACUUACCGCUUUAGAGUGAGGACUGAAAAUGCCAUUGGCCUCAGUAGACCUGACACCACACUGCCCAUCCUCUGCCAGGAGAAACUAGUCCCUCCAAUUGUCGAGGUAGAUGUUAAGCUGAUUGAAGGCAUCAUUGUGAAGGCCGGCACCACCAUCAGGUUACCAGCUAUAAUGAGAGGAAUCCCUGUUCCCUCUGCCAAGUGGUCCAUUGACGGGGAGGAAAUCACGAGCCAGGGCAACAUCAAAAUCGAUACUGACAAUUUCUCAACUGUGCUCAACAUCAACGAGUGUACCAGGAACCACACAGGCACCUACCUGCUCACUGUGUCCAAUGCGGCAGGGACGAAAACCGUGGCCCUGAGUGUAACUGUUUUGGAUGUUCCAGCUGCACCUAUUGGACCCGUCAACAUCAUGGAAGUCACUCCAGACUCCAUGACGAUCGAAUGGCGCCCUCCCAAGGAUGAUGGCGGAAGCCCCGUCACCAACUACAUUGUGGAAAAACGAGAGUCCAACAAGGAGACUUGGGGAGGCGUUAGCUCUGGCAGCCUUGAAACUCAGCUCAGGAUUACUCGCCUGCAGAAAGGAACAGAGUAUGUGGUUCGCAUUCGUGCCGCAAACAAGAUGGGAGUGGGUGCUCCACUGGAGAGCAAGCCAACGGUGGCUGAACACACUUUCAUGCCACCCAGUCCACCUGGUAAACCACAGCAUUAUGAGCUGUCUGAGGAUGCUGUUACAAUCGGAUGGACCAUGCCUCUAGCUGAUGGUGGCAGCCAGAUCACUGGCUACCUCAUAGAGCGCAGACAUAAGGGAGGAAAAUGGAUCCGUGUUAAUAGGACCCCAUGCAAGGACCUCCGAUACAGAGUCCAGGGUCUGUUUGAAGGAAGUGAAUAUGAAUUCAGGGUGUUUGCAGAGAAUAUUGCUGGCUAUAGUGGUCCUUCUCCUACCUCUGACCCUUGCAAGCCUUGCAGACCCAUCUCAGUCCCAAGCUCUCCUAUAAAUCCCAAAGUUAAGGAUUACAGUAAGAACACUGCUGACCUGGUCUGGACCAAACCCUCCAAAGAUGGAGGCAGCCCCAUCCUUGGCUACACAGUGGAAAUGAAGAAAGCCGAUACCGAGGACUGGAAGAAAGUGAACCUGGAUGACCUCAUCAAGCUGUGUGCUUACAGGGUGAAGGGUCUGGAAGAAGGUGUGAGCUACAGUUUCAGAGUCUAUGCUUCAAACAUGAUUGGAGACGGAGAGCCAAAAGAAAUGCCACAGUCAAUCACUGCUCAGGAUAUCCUCAUCCCUCCUGAGAUUGAAAUGGAGGCUACCUGUCGCGAUAGAUUAACCGUGCGUGUCGGCCACAACAUCAACAUCAUUGGCUACAUCAAGGCCCGUCCUGAUCCUGAGGUCAUUUGGUCAAAGGAGGAGACAGUUAUGGAGAACAGCAAACGAGUGACCAUCAUCCAGAACCUCCCGGUGGUUCACCUCAGGGUAAAAGAAGCUACGAGGAAUGAUCAUGGAAAAUACACACUGAAGGCUUCGAAUGAGGGUGGUGAGGCUUCCUGCACCAUCACAGUUAAUGUCCUGGACAGACCAAGUCACUGCCAGAAUCUGCACAUAACCUAUGCCACCAAGGACUCAUGUAUGGUCAACUGGGAGGCACCCAUUGACAAUGGUGGGUCUGAGAUCACCAAUUACAUUGUGGAGUGCCGUGAGCCCAGCAUUAGCAUGUGGUCCAUGAUCUCUUCCAACUGCACCAAUCGCAAGAUCAAAGCCAAACUGAUGGAGGGCCAUGAGUACCUGUUCCGCGUCUGCGCCGUCAACAAGCUGGGACCUGGCCCCAGUGUGGAGAUCAAGACUCCUCUGCUGGCCAUCGACCCCAUUGAGAAGCCUGGUGAGCCGGAGAACUUUAGAGCCACCGACAUUGGUAAAAACUUUGUCUAUCUGAGAUGGAGGAAGCCCGACUAUGACGGUGGCAGCCCCAACCUCUCGUACAAUCUGGAGUGCAAACACAAAGAUGCUGAACAGUGGGAGAAACUCAACACUAGUACACUAACGGAUACCUUUUUCUUGGCUGCCAAGUUGGUUGAAAACCAAACCUACACAUUCAGGGUACAGACUGUGAAUGAAGGCGGAGAAAGUGCAUGGGUAAAGAUCCCUGACAUUGUGGUGAGGGAGGAGAUCCAGAAGCCAGUCAUUGACCUGAAGGUAGCUGGAAUUGUGACAGUGAAGGCUGGAGAGUCAGUCAGGAUGGAGGCUGCCCUGAGAGGAAAACCGCAGCCUGAAGUCAAAUGGACAAAAGACAAAGCUGUGGGAGACAAUCCCAGAAUGAGCUAUGAAACUGGUUCAGAUUAUUCCAAAUUUCUUCUGACCAAGUCCAGACGUUCAGACACCGGCAAGUACGUCAUCACUGCCACUAAUACAGCUGGCACCUUCACAGCUUAUGCAAACGUCAACGUCUUGGAUGUGCCUGGACCAGUGAGGAACCUGAGGAUCACCGGCAUCGGAGCUGACAAAUGCAGAGUGGUGUGGGACGGUCCAGAGGACGACGGAGGCUGCGAAGUGGACAGUUACAUUUUGGAGAAAUGUGAGACCAGGAGAAUGGUCUGGUCCACAUACUCCGCCUCUGUAGUCACUCCUUACUGUAACGUCACCCGACUGGUGGAAGGUAAUGAGUACAUCUUCAGAGUGAGAGCAGAGAACAAGAUGGGAACUGGUCCUGCCAUGGAAAGCAGACCUGUAACUGUCAAGACUCAGUUCAACAGACCUGGACCCCCCGACACCCCUGAAGUUACUAAGGUCAGUAAGGAGGAGAUGACUGUGGUCUGGGCUCCACCUGAGAACGAUGGAGGAAAGUCCAUCACCGGCUACAUUCUGGAGAGGAAGGAGAAGCGGGCGGUGCGCUGGGUGGCUUGCACGAAGAGCCCCAUCUCUGAAAGACGCAUGAAAGUGACAAACCUGAUUCCAAACCAUGAAUACCAGUUCAGAGUGAAAGCAGAGAACGAAGUCGGCCUUGGAGAACCAAGCAAACCCUGCAGACCUGUUGCAGCCAAAGAUCCUAUUGAACCACCUGGACCACCAGCAGGCCUGAAGGUUUCUGACAGCACAAAGACCUCCAUUACCCUGUCCUGGUCUAAACCCGUGUAUGACGGCGGCGCCCCCAUUAUUGGCUACAGCCUGGACUUGAGGCUGAAGAGCGACGCCGACCCAGAGAAACCCUCAGAGGGCUGGAAGAGAAUCGAUACCCGUGGCCCGCUGGUGAUCACAGAGUUCACUAUCGGCCAGUUGGAUGAGAAACAGGAGUAUGAGUUCAAAGUCUCCGCCCAAAACCAGGUGGGCUGGGGUCGCCACGCCUACCUGAAGGAGGCAGUGUCUCCCAAGGAGAUCCUUGAGGCCCCUGAAAUCGAGCUGGAUGCCAGUUUGAGGAAAGGCCUCGCCGUCAGGGCUGGGUGUCCCAUCCGGUUGUUUGCUGUGAUCAGAGGAAGGCCGGCACCCAAGGUGACCUGGAAGCGCCUGGGUGUGGACAACGUCAUACGCCGAGGUCACGUGGACCAGGUCGACACCAUGUGCUUCCUGGUGAUCCCUGAGAGCACCAGAGAGGAUUCUGGGAGAUAUGCAUUGACUCUGUCCAACUCGGCUGGAGAGAAAGCAGUGUAUGUCCGAGUCAAAGUUCUUGACACUCCUGGUCCGGUUGGCGGCUUGGACGCUACCAACAUAACUAAGACAACCGCUCAACUCUCCUGGUUGCCUCCGGAAAAUGAUGGUGGCAGCCCCAUUAUUAAUUACAUUGUGGAGAAACGGGAAGUGGAUAGAAAGACUUGGACCAAAUGCAUAGAGGACCUGAAGAAAACCAGCUUCAAGGUGACCAGCAUGACGCCAGGCAUCGAGUAUUACUUCAGAGUCAUGGCGUGCAACAAAUAUGGAAUUGGAGUUCCUCAGGAUUCUCCCAGGUCCUAUCUGGCUGUGGAUCCUAUAAGUGAGCCGGACCCACCUAAGAAGAUGGAUGUGUUGGAGAUUUCAAAGAACAGUGCCACGUUGGGCUGGCUGAAGCCCCUCAGAGACGGAGGAGCUAAGAUCAACGGUUAUGUCGUUGAUUAUCAGGAAGAGGGAGCUCCCGAGGACAAGUGGACACCUUACUCUGUCGUCAAAGAUCUGACCAUUGUGGUGGUUGGUCUGAAAGAAGGAAUGAAGUACAAGUUCAGAGUGGCAGCAAGGAACUCAGUCGGAGUAAGCUUGGCUCGCGAGGCGGAGGGAGUGUUUGAGGUCAAGGAGCAGCUCAUGGCUCCAAAGAUCAUCAUGCCCGAGAUUGUUACGGUGAGGGCCGGAUCGAAAAUGGUGAUUGAGGGCAUUGUGGCUGGUAAACCGGCUCCUUUCUGCAAGUGGAAGCAGGGCAACGAGGACGUACUGACCUCAGAUCGCCUGUCGGUCGUAAAGACUCUGACAACCUGUACCCUCAUCAUCAAGAAUGUGAACAGAAAGGACAGCGGCUACUACAGCCUGUCUGCCGAGAACAGCACCGGCAAGGUCAACCAGAUCCUCAGAUGCAUCGUCCAGGACAUCCCUGGACCUCCAAGUGGCCCUCUGGAGAUCUCAGAAUUGGAUAUUGAUGCUUGCACGCUGCUCUGGAACUCCCCGGAGGAAGAUGGGGGCAGCAACAUCACCAACUACAUUGUGGAGAAGUGUGACAUCAGCCAGGGUGACUGGAUCACCGUUUCAGUUUCCUGCACCAAGACCAGCUUCCGAAUGACCAAACUUACAACUGGAAAGGAGUACUGGUUCAGGGUCCGGGCUGAGAACAAGUCCGGCAUCUCUGAGCCCCUCUACUCUGAGAAGAUGAUUGCCAGAUAUCCGUUUGAUCCUCCAAGUGAACCCAGAAACCUGCAGAUCAACAAGAUCAACAAGGACUUUGUCAUUCUGUCUUGGGAGCGUCCCAGCAGUGACGGUGGAAGCCCCAUCACUGGUUUCUGCAUAGAGAAGAAGGAGAGGAACAGCCUGCUGUGGGUGAAGGCUAACGAGUCUGUGGUCAAAGCCACGCAGUACACCUGCACCGGCCUCAUCGAGGGCCUGGAGUACACCUUCAGGGUGUCGGCCUACAACAUGGCUGGACAGGGAAAACCCUGCAAACAGACCGACUUCAUCACCGCCAGAACUGCAAUUGACCCACCAGGUAAACCCGAAGCAAUGGAUGUGACCAAGAACUCUGUCUCAUUGGUCUGGAGCCGUCCCAAACAUGACGGUGGCAGCAAGCUGAUUGGCUACCAUGUGGAAUACACUAAGGUGCCAGAGGACAAAUGGACUUGCUGCAAUGCCAACUGCAUGAACAUCCGGACUGAGAGCUACGUGGUUCAGGGCCUGGAGGAGGGUCAGAGGUACCAGUUCAGAGUCAUUGCCAAGACUGCCAUCAACGUCAGCCUCCCGUCUGAGGUGUCGGAUCCCAUUGCUGUCAUUGCUGAGAAUGUUCCUCCCCGCGUUGAACUGGGCGUCAACAUGAAGAGCCUCAUUGUGGUAAAGGCAGGCGACAACGUCUUCCUGGAUGCUGAGGUUCACGGCAAACCCCUGCCUAAGGUGAGCUGGAAGAAAGACGGUGCGCCACUGGUGAUCACAGAGGGAAUGAAGGCAACGCAGAAGAAACACGUUCAUCUGCUGGAGCUCUACUCAGUCACCAGGAAGGAGACUGGAGACUACACCGUCCUCGCUGAAAACCUGAGUGGUAGCAAGUAUGCCACCAUUAAGGUCAAGGUGCUGGACAAACCCGGCCCUCCAGCCUCAAUAAAAAUCGCCAAAGUGUUUGCUGACCGUGUGAAGAUUCGCUGGGAGCCUCCACUCGCAGAUGGAGGAUCUGAAAUCACCAACUACAUUAUUGAGAAGCGUGAAACCAGCAGGGCCAACUGGGCGCUGGUAACCGCUAACAUCCACGGCCACAUCACCGACUGCUCAGUGGAAAAGCUCAUCGAGGGUCAUGAGUACCAGUUCAGAGUGAGUGCUGAGAACCAGUACGGUGUGGGAGACGCCACCAUGACUGACGCCGUAACCGUGAAGAACCCAUACGAUGUUCCUGGGCCAUGUGAGCCACCGGUCAUUACCAACAUCACCAAGGACUCCAUGACAGUCAGCUGGAAAGCCCCCGCCAAUGACGGCAAAGCUCCCAUCCUGGGUUACCUGGUGGAGAAGCGUGAGGCCACAGAGUUGGCCUGGGCUAAGGUUAACCGCCGACCCGUUAUCGACAGAACCAUCAAGGCAGUUCAGCUGACCGAAGGCUCAGAGUACGAAUUCAGAGUCAUCGCCUUGAACAAGGCCGGCCUGGGCAAACCCAGCGAUCCGUCCAACGCCGCUCUGGCUGUUGACCCCGUCUAUCCGCCUGGCCCACCUGCGUUCCCCAAGGUGGUGGACUCUACCAAGCAUUCGAUCAGCCUCAGCUGGACCAAACCAGCUUACGAUGGUGGCUGUGAGAUCAUUGGAUAUCUGGUGGAGUGCAAGCAAGCCGACGCCGAGGAGUGGACCAAGUGCAACGUCCCGAAGAAACUCCAGGCCACCAAAUUCGUGGUGACCAGCCUGAUGGAAAACACAGAGUACCAGUUCAGAGUCAUUGCCGUCAACAAGAUUGGCUACAGCGACCCCAGCGAGGUUCCUGGAAACCACAUGGCCAAGGACAUCCUGAUUGCCCCUGAAGGUGAGCUGGAUGCUGAUCUGAGGAAGGCUUUGGUUCUGCGAGCCGGCAUCACCAUGAGGCUGUACGUCCCGCUGAGGGGACGCCCGGCGCCCAAGGUGACAUGGACAAAGGUGGACGCCAACCUGAAGGAGAGGCAGGGCCUGCUGAUCAAGACGUCCGACUGGGACACCCUGCUAAUGAUUGAGGACAUUAACAGAUAUGAUGCAGGCAAAUAUGUCCUGUCUCUGGAGAAUAGCAGUGGAUCUAAGAGCUACACCAUCAUUGUUAAAGUCCUCGACUCACCUGGACCACCUGCCAACCUGACUGUGAAGGAGACCUCCAGGACCCACGCCUGGAUAAGCUGGGAGCCACCGCUGAUCGAUGGUGGAAGUCCAGUAAAAAGCUACGUUGUGGAGAAACGUUUGGCUGAGAGGAAGGCGUGGACCUGCGUCUCCGCUGAGUGCCACAAGACUUCCUUCAGGAUCACCAAUCUGGAGCCGGGUCAAGCAUACUGCUUCAGAGUUCUGGCUGAAAACGCUUAUGGCAUCGGAGAGGGCUGCGAGACGGCAGGCAGCGUCCGGGCCUCCGAACAACCUGGUCCAGUGACAGACUUCAGAGCCCAAAAGACCACCAAAGACUCUAUUACAUUGAGCUGGAAGAAACCCAUUAGUGAUGGCGGAAGCUACAUUACCUCUUACAUCCUGGAGCAGAGCGAAGGAGAGGAGAAAUGGAAGGAGAUUAUGAAGGGCAAGAACACCAGUCACACCAUCAGUGAGCUGGCAGAUGGCAAGGAGUAUUUAUUCCGGGCCAAGGCCCUCAACGAGUCUGGAGAAGGGCCACCAACUGAGCUCACUGCUGUUGCCAAGGACCAGUUUGUGCUGCCUGACUGCAACUUGAGCAGUCUUCAUGAUGGUUGCUGCGUGGUGAAGGAGGGCACCACCAUGCGCAUCAACAUCCCUGUCAUUGGAGUGCCUCACCCUACCGCCACCUGGAAGAAGGGCGACAUGGGACUUGGUGACACUGGCCGUAUAUGUGUUGAGGCCUCCCAGGGCAUUACCACUCUACUGGUCAGAGACUGCCAGAGAGGAGAUGCAGAUACCUACACCAUCAAUGUCAGGAAUAGCGCAGGCUCAAAGGACUGCAAGUUCCAGUUGAAGGUCGUUGGAAAGCCCGGAUUAUGCACUGGACCCAUCAAGUUUGACGAGAUAACUGCUGAUGGCAUCACCCUGGAGUGGGCACCGCCUAAAGACGAUGGAGGUGCAGAGGUGUCCAAUUACAUCGUUGAGAAGAGGAGGACAACAGACAACAAAUGGGCCACGGUGGCUUCAGCCAUCCAGAAGACCACCAUGAGGGUGAUCAGACUCCACGAUGGAAUAGAGUACAUCUUCAGAGUGUGUGCUGAGAAUAAGUACGGCAUCGGAGAGUUCCUGAGGUCUAACCCAGUCAUUGCCCAGCAUCCUUUCAAUGUACCUGAGGCGCCAGCUCCUCCUGAGAUUCUGAGCAUUCGACAUGAGUCAGCCAUUCUGACUUGGGCUGAUCCAAAAGACUCUGGUGGCUCCCCAAUCACUGGGUAUCACCUUGAGUUUAAGGAGAGAAACAGCCUGAUGUGGAAGCGAGCUAGUAAGACUCCUUUGAGAGUAAAGGAGUGUAGAGUUACGGGUCUCGUUGAAGGACUAGAGUAUGAGUUCAGGGUGAUGGCUAUGAAUGUGGCCGGCCUUGGAAAGGCAAGCAAAGUUACUGAGGCUGUUGUCGCCCUUGAUCCUAUUGAUCCACCUGGUAAACCAGAUGUGAUUAAUGUUACCAGGAACACAGUCACUCUAAUUUGGACUACUCCUAAAUAUGAUGGUGGCUAUAAGCUGACUGGCUAUAUGGUGGAGAAACUUGAGGCUGGUGGAAAGGCAUGGAUGAAGGCCAAUCACGUGAACAUCCAGAGCUGUGCUUUCACCGUUACAGACCUGACAGAAGGAGCUCAGUAUCAGUUUAGAAUCAGGGCCAAGAAUGCUGCUGGUGCUGUCAGUGUUCCCUCAGAGACCACUGAAUCACUGACCUGCAAGGAUGAGUAUGAGCCUCCAUCUAUCACUCUUGACCAAGAGAUGAAGGAGGUUGUGUCUGUCAAGGCAGGAGACACAAUUGUUAUCUCAGCUGCAAAGAUUGUGGGCAAACCUCCCCCAACUGCUUUCUGGUCCAAGGGGGGUCGUGAAUUCAAGAACUCUGACAUUGUCACUGUAACUAGCACUCCAACCUCUUCAACCCUUUCUAUCAAGUAUGCAAGCCGGAAGAAUACUGGAGAGUACACAAUUAAUGCUAGUAACCCAUUUGGUAUUAAGGAAGAACACAUUAAAGUAAAGGUCCUAGAUGUUCCUGGACCACCAGGCCCUAUUGAAGUCAGUAACAUUUCAGCUGAGAAGUGUACCCUGACCUGGCUUCCACCUGAAGAGGACGGAGGCUCCUCUAUCAAGUCCUACAUCCUUGAGAAGAGAGAGACUAGCCGCUUGCAGUGGACCAAAGUUGCGGAAAAUAUUAUGGACUGCAGACAUGUAGCCAGUAAACUGAUCAAGGGCAAUGAGUACAUCUUUAGAGCGUGUGCUAUAAACCAGUAUGGCACAGGAGACUCUAGCCUGUCUGGUCCCGUCAAAAUGGCUGACAGCUUUGGUCCACCAGGUCCACCCUCAGCUCCAGAGGUAGAUAAUGUCAGUCGGAAUGCUGUUACCAUUUCAUGGAAGAGACCUGUACAGGAUGGAGGAAGUGACAUUAGAGGAUAUUGUGUAGAAAGGAAAGAAAAAAGAGGAAUGAGAUGGGUGAGAGCCUGCAAGAGGACAGUUCCUGACCUUCGCUUCAAGGUGCAAGGCCUGAGUGAGGGAGUAGAGUAUGAGUUUAGAGUCACUGCUGAGAAUAAAGCUGGAUUUGGGCCGCCAAGUGAGCCAUCGCGCCCUGUAAUGACAAAGGAUAUUGUAUAUCCACCUGGUCCUCCAUCCAACCCUAGAAUUACAGAAACCACAAAAACUACAGCAGCCUUUGCUUGGGGCCGUCCUCAUUAUGAUGGUGGUCUUGAAGUAGAAGGUUACAUUGUUGAGUAUAAAAAGGAGGGUCAUGAUGACUGGGAGACAGAGACACAAUAUCCAGUUAAAGUUACUGAAUAUGUCAUUGGUAAACUUCAAAAAGGAGGCAAAUACCACUUCAGAGUUAGUGCUGUAAACUCUGAGGGAGUCGGUGAGCCUGCAGAGGUCGAGAAAGUGACUGAACUAGUUUACCAGGAAACGAUACCAGACUUUGAGUUGGAUGCAGAGCUCAGGAAAACUCUGGUUGUCAGAUGCCGUGCUUCAAUUCGUCUAUUUGUUCCUAUCAAGGGCCGUCCUGUUCCUGAAGUCACUUGGAGCAAAGAAAAUACCAACCUGAAAGCACGUGCACACAUUGAUACAACAGAGUCCUACACUCUACUGGUUAUUCCUGAUUGCACUAGGUACGACGCAGGAAAAUACCAUCUCUCUUUGGAGAAUGUUGCUGGUAAGAAGUCAGGCUUUGUCAACGUGAAAGUUCUGGACACACCUGGACCUCCAGUCAACCUUAAACCAAGAGAGAUCACUAAAAACAGCAUAACUCUCCAGUGGGAAAUCCCUAUUAUUGAUGGAGGGUCCAAGAUUCAUAACUACAUAAUUGAAAAGAGAGAUGCUACAAAGAAGGCUUAUACAGUGCUUAGCACCACAUGGCAAAAGUGUUCUUUUAAAUUUCAAGACCUUGAGGAGGGAGCUUACUACUACUUCCGUGUUUCUGCUGAAAAUGACCUUGGUGUAGGUGAACCUGCUGAAACCCCUGAGCCCAUAAGAGUAUCUCAAGCCCCCUCUGCACCAGAUAACUUGUAUGUUACUGAUUUGACCAAUGACAGCGCAAGUCUUGCAUGGACCAAGCCUCUUCAUGAUGGCGGUAGCUUGAUUACAGGUUAUGUCAUUGAGGCUCAAAAGAAAGACACUGAUCAAUGGGUCCACAUAACCACCAUUAAGGCUCUAGAUUAUACUGUGACAGAUCUGAUUGAGGGUGCUGAAUACAUCUUCCGUAUAAUGGCUGUCAAUGCAUCAGGCAGGAGUGAUCCUCGUGAGAGCCGGCCAGCUGUGAUUAAAGAGCAAACUUCUGCUCCAUCUUUUGACCUGAGAGGAGUCUACCAGAAAACUGUAAUUGCCAAAGCAGGGGACCGUGUUAAGGUGGAGAUUCCAGUGUUGGGAAAACCCAGGCCUGUUGUGUCAUGGAAGAAAGGAGACAUGGCUCUUAAGGAAACACAAAGAAUCAACACUGAAACCACAGCAACAUCAACAAUCCUAAACAUCAGUGAGAUCAAAAGAACUGAUGAAGGCCAGUAUUCCAUGACUGGAAAGAAUAUCCUGGGCACACUGACAGAAACCAUCACAGUCCUGGUCCAUGACAUUCCAGGUCCUCCUACUGGUCCUGUCAAGCUGGAAGAGGUGUCUUGUGAUUAUGUUAUUAUGUCCUGGGAACCACCAGAGAAUGAUGGAGGUGUUCCUAUAAACAAUUAUAUUGUUGAGAUGCGUGAGACUACAGGUACUUCAUGGGUGGAGUUGGCAGCUACAGUUAUUCGCACCACAUUCAAAGCAGCACGACUUAAUACUGGAACCCAGUAUCAGUUCCGUAUCAAGGCUCAGAACAGAUAUGGCGUUGGACCAUGUGUUCUGUCUGAACCAGUGUUUGCUGCCUAUCCAUUUGAUGUGCCAGGCCAGCCUGGCAUUCCUGUAGUUACAGCUUUCAACAAAGAUUCAAUGACUCUUAGUUGGAAUGAGCCAUCUUCUGAUGGAGGCAGUCCUAUUCUUGGGUAUCAUGUGGACAGAAAAGAGAAAAACAGUAUCCUGUGGCAGAGGAUCAGCAAAGCUCUUGUUAUUGGAAACAUCUUUAAAUCAUCAGGCCUUGUUGAUGGCAUUGCAUAUGAACACCGUGUCAUUGCUGAAAACAUGGCUGGUCUCAGCAAACCUAGCAAACCCUGUGAGGCUACAUAUGCUUUGGACCCAGUUGACUCACCAGGUAGGCCUGUGGCAUUGAAUAUCACCAGACAUGAGGUGACAUUGUCAUGGACCAAACCAGAAGGUGACGGAGGAUUUUCUAUUACGGGAUACACAGUGGAGAGGAAGGAGAUGCCUAAUGGACGCUGGCUUAAAGCAAAUUUCAACAACAUUCUAGAAACCAUGUUCACAGUCAGUGGUCUGACUGAAGAGGCAACCUAUGAGUUCCGUGUGCUUGCUCGAAACUCAGCUGGUGCUGUUAGUGCUCCAUCACAGCCAUCAGAAGCCAUCACAUGCAGAGAUGACAUUGAAGAACCCAGGCUUGAUAUUGAUGCAUCAUAUAGCAGUAAUGUUGUAGUAAUGGCAGGAGAACCAUUCAAGUUGGAAGCCAGUGUAACCGGCAGGCCAAUUCCUUCUCUAGUAUGGACCAAGGAAGGAAAGGAGCUGGAGGACACAGCUAAAAUAGAAAUUAAGACAUCUGACUUCCACACAACCUUAAUCGGCAAAGAUUCUCUAAGGAGAGACGGUGGUGCUUUUACCCUGACUGCAAGCAAUCCUGGUGGAUUUGCAAAGUUCACUUUUAAUGUUAAAGUACUCGACAGACCUGGACCACCAGAUUCCCUUUCAGUUACGGACGUUGCUGCAGAAAAAUGUGUGCUUAACUGGCUGCAUCCAACACAUGAUGGUGGUGCCAAAAUUGAAUACUUCAUCAUACAGAGGCGUGAGACCAGUAGGUUGGCAUGGACAAAUGUAGCCACAGACCUUCAAGCAAACAGGUUUAAGGUCACAAAGCUUCUUAAAGGAAAUGAGUAUAUUUUCAGAGUAAUGGCUGUCAAUAAGUAUGGCAUAGGUGAACCCCUUGAAUCAGAGCCUGUGACUUGUGUCAACCCAUAUGGUCCCAGUGACCCACCAACGCAGCCUGAGGUCACAACUAUCACCAAAGACUCAAUGGUUGUCUGCUGGGAGCGUCCUGAACAUGAUGGAGGCAGUAGAAUUAAUACAUACAUAAUUGAAAGAAGGGAUAAGACAGGUCUACGUUGGGUGAAAUGUAACAAGAGGACUGUGACAGAUUUGCGAUUCAAGGUCUCUGGUCUCACACAAGGUCACGAGUAUGAAUUUAGAGUUUUUGCUGAAAAUAAUGCUGGUCUCAGUAAGCCCAGCUCUUCUAGUCCAUUCUACAAGGCUGUUGACACAAUCUUUCAGCCUGGACCUCCAGGAAACCCAAGAGUGCUUGACACCUCUAAAUCAUCCAUUACUAUCGCCUGGAAUAAACCUGUUUAUGAUGGUGGUUCUGAAAUCACUGGUUACAUUGUGGAGACUUGCCUGCCUGAGGAGGAUGAGUGGACAAUUCAUACUCCUAAGAAAGGAUGGACAGCCACAUCUUUUACCAUUACUAGUCUGAAAGAAAACCAGGAGUAUAAAAUCAACAUCUGUGCAACAAAUUCUGAAGGGGUGGGAGAACCUGCUGCUGUACCUGGAACCCCUAAGGCCGAAGACAGAUUAAUUUCGCCUGAAAUUGAACUUGGAGCUGAGCUACGUAAAGUUGUUUCCAUCAGAGCCUGUAGCACACUCAGACUUUUUGUCCCCAUCAAGGGAAGGCCAGCACCAGAAGUAAAAUGGUCAAGAGAGCAUGGAGAAUCCCUGGACAAGGCUAACAUUGACAUUACCCCAUCAUUCACAACUCUUCAGAUAGACAAUGUUGACAGGUUUGAUGGAGGUAAAUAUUUGGUGACAGUAGAGAAUGCCUCAGGAAGUAAAACAGCUUUUGUUAAUGUUAGAGUACUAGAUACUCCUGGACCACCUCAGAAUCUCAUUGUUAAGGAGGUCACAAGAGAUUCAGUUUCCCUGGUUUGGGAUGCACCUCUCAUAGAUGGGGGCUCCAGAGUCCGCAGCUACAUUGUGGAGAAGCGUGAGUCAACCAGGAAAGCCUACUCAACCGUAUGUGCCAGCUGCCAUAAGUCUAGUUGGAAAGUGGGAGACCUGGAAGAAGGAAAAUUGUACUUUUUUAGAAUAGUUGCUGAAAACGAAUUCGGUAUUGGUCUCCCAGUUGAAACCAUUGAACCAAUUAAGGCAUCAGAAAAGCCUCUGCCACCUGGCAAAGUAUCUCUCCUUGAAGUUACCGGAAGAAGUGUCACACUAACUUGGGAAAAACCAGACCAUGAUGGAGGAAGCAGAAUUACAGGCUAUAAUGUUGAGAUGCAAUGUAAAGGAAGUGAAAAAUGGACACAAGUGAUGGUGGUAAAGACAAACGAGGCCCAAGUAACUGGACUCACAUAUGGAGAGGAGUAUACGUUCCGAAUCUCUGCAUUCAAUGAAAAGGGUGUUAGUGACGCCCGGCCUCUCAAUGUACCUGUGGUGGCUAAAGAUUUAGUAAUACCACCAGCUUUCAAACUGAUUUUCAGCACAUUCAGUGUACUGGCAGGAGAUGAUCUUAAGAUUGAUGUACCAUAUGUUGCCUGUCCUAAGGCUACUGCAACUUGGCUGAAGGAUGAUGUCAUUCUCAAAGAAACAACAAGAGUUAAUGCUGAGGCCACAGACAAAAACCUCCUUCUUAUCAUUAAGGAGGCUUGCAGAGACGAUGUGGGCAAAUAUACUAUAAAACUAAACAAUACUGCUGGGGAGGCUACAACAGAUAUCAGUGUUGUUGUCUUGGACAAACCUGGUCCUCCAACUGGCCCGAUCAAGCUGGAUGAUGUCACAGCAGACAGUGUUGUCUUGUCUUGGGAUCCACCACAAUAUGAUGGAGGUUGCUCAAUCAACAAUUACAUUGUAGAGAAGAGAGAUACCUCAACUACAAACUGGCAGAUUGUGUCUGCUACUGUAGCUAGAACAACCAUCAAAGCGGCUCGUCUGAAGACUGGUUCAGAGUAUCAAUUUCGAAUUGCUGCAGAAAAUAGAUAUGGCAAGUCAUCUUUUCUAAUUUCUGAUAGCAUUGUUGCGCAGUAUCCAUUUGAGGUGCCCAGUUCACCACGAUCUGUUGUGGUAAAGUCAGCCACCAAAGAGACCAUGACUGUUGUGUGGGAGAAUCCCAGCAAUGACGGUGGAAGCAAAAUUCUGGGCUACCACUUAGAACUUAAAGAGAGAAACAGCAUUCUCUGGGUGAAACAAAACAAGCAGAUAAUCCCAGAAACCAGAUUUAAAGUGGUUGGACUUGAAGAGGGCAUUGAAUACGAGUUUAGAGUGUAUGCUGAGAAUAUCGUUGGCCUCAGCAAACCUAGCAAGGUGAGUGAAAUCCAAGUAGCCAGGGAUCCUUGUGACAGACCCGGAAAACCAGAGGCUGUCAUUGUAACAAGAAGCCAAGUGACACUGAGAUGGACCAAGCCUGAAUUUGAUGGUGGCAUCAAAAUCACUGGUUAUGUUGUUGAGAAAAAAGAGGCAAGUGGGCGUUGGAUGAAGGCCAGUUUUGCCAACAUUAUUGAAACUGAAUUUGUUGUCACAGGACUUACUGAGGAUCAAACCUAUAAUUUCCGUGUCAUUGCCAAAAAUGCAGCCGGUGUCUUUAGCCAACCAUCUGAUUCUUCUGGAUCCAUCACUGCCAAGGAUGAGAUUGAUCCACCAAAAAUUGACCUGGAAGCUAAAUACUCCCAGGUUGUGGUUGUAAAUGCCGGAGAGACAUUUAAACUUGAGGCUGCUAUUUAUGGUAAGCCAGUGCCCACUGUACACUGGCUGAAAGAAGGUACUGAGAUUACAGAAGCAGCUCGUUUAGAAAUCCAUAAUACCGAUUUUUCAGCUUGUCUAAUUGUUAAGGAAGUUAUUCGUGUUGAUGGAGGACAGUACACAUUGCUGGUAAAGAAUGUUGGUGGAGAAAAAGUUAUUAACAUUAAUGUCAAGGUAUUGGACAGACCAGGUCCACCUGAGGGCCCUAUCUCUAUUUAUGGUGUCACCAGUGAGAAAUGUUCAAUUUCCUGGAAACCUCCCUUGCAAGAUGGAGGUAGUGAUAUCUCCCAUUAUAUUGUUGAGAGAAGGGAAACCAGCAGGCUGGUAUGGACUGUAGUUGAGCAAAAGGUUCAGACCCUAAAUCUAAAAAUCACCAAACUUCUUCCUGGUAAUGAAUACAUCUUCAGAGUGAUCCCUGUCAACAAAUAUGGUAUUGGUGAGCCUUUGGAAUCUGAGUCGAUGAUUGCCAAAAAUCCAUUUGUCGCACCAAGUCCACCAACUGACGUAGAUGUUUCUUCAAUUACUAAGGACUCUAUGGUGGUAACCUGGGAGAGACCAAAUAAUGAUGGUGGGAAUUCCAUUCAGGGGUAUGUCAUUGAGAAACGUGAUAAGGAUGGUGUGAGAUGGACAAGGUGCAACAAGCGCAGUGUGACAGAGUUGCGUUUCAGAGUAACAGGACUCAUAGAAAACCAUAGCUAUGAAUUCAGAGUAGCUGCUGAGAAUGCUGCUGGAAUUGGUACACCUAGCACACCAACAGUGUACUACAAAGCAUUGGAUCCUGUUUUCAAACCAGGCCCACCCAACAACCCCAAGGUAGUAGACACUUCUAGGUCUACUGUAUCUCUUACAUGGGGUAAGCCCAUAUAUGAUGGUGGAAGUGAGAUCAAGGCUUACAUUGUUGAAGCAAAUGAUGUAGCAGCUGAUGAGUGGUUUAUGUGCACUCCACCCACUGGAAUAACAGACACUAAAUUCACAGUGAAAAAGCUUCUGGAAAAGCAUGAGUACCAGUUUAGAGUUUGUGGAAUCAACAAAAUUGGUGUUGGUGAACAUGCUGAUGUGCCUGGUAAAAUACUUCUUGAAGAGAAGCUUGAGGCUCCUGACCUUGAAUUAGAUGCUGAUAUGAGAAAAAUGAUCAACAUCAGAUCAGCUUGCACACUCAGGUUGUUUGUACCCGUGAAAGGGCGGCCAGCUCCUGAGCUGAAAUGGGGAAAGGUUGAAGGUGAGAUUAAAGAGACUGCCCAAAUUGACAACACAGGAAGCUAUGCUUCACUUACCAUUGAGAAUGUUGACCGAUUUGACAGUGGCAAAUACACACUGACUGCAGAGAAUGCCAGUGGAGUUAAAUCAGUGUUCAUCAGUGUCAGAGUCCUGGAUUCUCCUAGUCCACCAACUAACUUAACAGUUAAAGAGAUUACUAAGAACUCUGUCACUCUUUCAUGGGAACCUCCACUUCUGGAUGGUGGUUCAAAGAUUAAGCAUUAUAUUGUUGAGAAGCGUGAAAGCACAAGAAAGGUUUAUACUACCAUUACAACAUGUAACAAGAUGUCAUGGAAAGUUGAACCUCUUCCAGAGGGUGGAAUCUUCUUCUUUAGGGUCUUGGCUGAGAAUGAAUAUGGUGUGGGUCUCCAAGCUAAAACUAUGGAGCCAAUUAAAAUAUCUGAGAAGCCUCAGCCACCCGGUAAGGUUAGUGUUCUUGACGUCACUCACAGUACUGUUACUCUAAGGUGGGAGAAAUCUGAACAUGAUGGUGGUAGUAGGAUCAGUUAUUAUGAAAUUGAAAUGGCUCCUAAGGACAGUGAGGCAUGGACUGUGUGUGCUAGUGUAAAAGGGCUUGAGACAGUAGUGAGCAACCUUCUCAAGGGAGAGGAAUAUCAGUUCAGAGUUGUUGCUGUAAAUGAGAAAGGUAAAAGUGACCCAAGACAACUGGCUCAAUCAGUUGUAGCCAAGGACCUAAUCAUUGAACCUUCUGUGAGACCCAAAUCAAGUUCCUACAGUGUUCAGGUGGGAAAUGACCUCAAGAUAGAGGUUCCAGUUGCUGGUCAUCCAAAACCAACCAUAAGCUGGACUAAGGAUGGAGUGGCACUUAAGCAGACCACCAGAGUAAAUGUCAGUGACUCAGCACAUCACACCACUCUAACCAUAAAGGAUGCCACCAGAGAGGAUGGUGGUAUGUACACUGUCACUAUUGCUAAUGCCUUGUGUUCCAAGGAUGCCACUAUUGAAGUUAUCACCCUGGAUAAACCAGGACCACCAACAGGUCCAAUCAAAAUUGAUGAUGUUAGUGCUGAAAGUGCCACUCUUAAUUGGGAACCUCCCUCAUACACAGGUGGCUGUCCAAUCUCCAACUAUGUAGUGGAAAAGAGAGACACAACUACAACCAAUUGGGUUGUUGUGUCUGCCACUGUGGCUAGAACAACUUUAAAGGUUGCCAAUCUCAAGACUGGUGGUGAAUACCAGUUUAGAAUCUUUGCUGAAAACAGAUAUGGAAAGAGUUACGCAAUUGAUUCAGUGCCUGUUGUAGCACAAUAUCCAUUCCAAGAACCUGGACCACCAGGAACACCAUUUGUUUCCUCAUACACUAAAGACUACAUGGUGGUCGAGUGGCAUAAACCUCCAUCUGAUGGAGGCAGUGCCAUUUUGGGUUAUCAUUUGGAGAGGAAAGAGAAAAAUAGUAUCCUGUGGACAAAGAUCAACAAAAUGCUCAUUCAAGAUUGUAAAUUCAAGUCUACUCCUCUUGAGGAAGGCAUUGAGUAUGAGUAUAGAGUAUAUGCUGAGAAUAUAGUUGGCAUUGGAAAAUGCAGCAAAGUCUCAGAAGUUUAUGUAGCCCGUGACCCAUGUGAUCCUCCUGGCCGUCCAGAGGCUGUAAUUGUAACCAGACACUCGGUGAUGCUGAGAUGGACACCCCCUCAAUAUGAUGGUGGAAGCAUUGUAACUGGCUAUUUAAUGGAGAAACGUGACCUUCCAGAGGGAAAAUGGAUGAAAGCUAGUUUCACAAACAUUAUUGAAAAUGAAUUUACAGUUACUGGCCUUACAGAAGACAGUAAAUAUGACUUCAGAGUGAUUGCAAGGAAUGCCGCUGGUGCUGUCAGCAAGCCCUCUGAGAGCACAGGAUCCAUAACAGCUAAGGAUGAAGUUGAGCCACCCAAGUGUGAAACUGAUCCUAUAUACAAUCAGACAAUUGUCCUUAAUGCUGGAGAGACUUUCAGUCUGGAGGCUAGUGUAGAAGGAAAGCCCAUCCCAACAGCCCAGUGGUUCAAAGGAAGUGUUGAAGUUGAAAACUCAGCAAGAGCUGAAAUUAAAAACACUGAUUUUAAAGCAUUACUUGUAGUAAAGGACUCCAUCAGAGUGGAUGGCGGACAGUACACUUUGGUUCUGACAAAUGUUGCAGGAACUAAGACGGUCCCGUUCACUGUGAAGGUUCUUGAUAGACCAGGCCCAUCCGAGGGACCCCUCACAGUCAGUAAUGUUACUGAGGAGAAAUGCUCACUGUCAUGGCUGCCACCCAGGCAUGACGGAGGAGCAAGCAUUUCUCACUACAUUAUUCAAAAGAGAGAAACUAGCCGCUUGGCUUGGACUGUGGUCUCCAGUGAUUGUGGAGCUACAAUGUUCAAGGUUACCAAACUAUUGAAAGGCAAUGAGUACAUCUUCAGAGUUUUGGCUGUCAACAAGUAUGGAGUAGGGGAACCUCUGGAAUCUGAGCCAGUUAUCAUGAGAAAUCCAUUUGUUCCUCCUGGUUCACCUUGUGAACUAGAAAUCACUAACAUUACUAGGGAUUCAAUGACUGUUUGCUGGAACCGCCCACAGUCUACAGGAGGAAGUGACAUUGCUGGUUACAUUAUUGAAAAGAGAGACAGAGCUGGAGUGAGAUGGACCAAGUGCAAUAAACGUAGAGUGACUGAUUUGCGUUUUAGAGUAACAGGUCUCACUGAGGACCAUGAUUAUGAGUUCAGGGUAUCUGCUGAAAAUGCAGCUGGAGUGGGCCAGCCAAGCCCACCUACACCUUAUCUCAAAGCCUGUGACCCUACUUUUGAACCAGGUAUUCCCACUAAUGCCCACGUAGUUGACACAACAAAAGAUUCCAUCAGCUUAGCUUGGCACAGGCCUAUAUAUGAUGGGGGUUGUGAAAUUCAAGGAUAUGCUGUUGAAAUAACCAAGGCAGAAGAAGAGGAAUGGACUAUUUGCACACCACCCACUGGAGUGAAUCUUACCAAGUUUACCAUCAAAAACCUGAUAGAACAUCAAGAAUACAAGGUGCGUGUCUGUGCUAUGAAUAAAAUUGGUGUUGGUGAGCCCACCGAAAUUCUGGGAGUUGUAAUCCCUGUGGAUAAAAUUGACCCCCCAGAGAUGAUUUUGGAUUCAGAGCUCAGGAAGGGAAUAGUUGUUCGUGCAGGAGGCUCAAUGAGAAUCUGUGUGCCUUUUAAGGGCCGUCCCACUCCUGACGUAAGCUGGGCUAAAGAGGAUGGUGAACUGCCCAGUAAAGCACAGAUUGAGACUGCUGAACAUUUCACACAGCUCUCUAUUGACAUUUGUGAUAAAUAUGAUGCUGGAAAAUACAUCCUCAAUGUAGCAAACAGUGCUGGUAGCAAAUCAGCUUUUGUCUCUGUUAAAGUUCUGGACACUCCAGGGGCUCCAUUAAAUCUUAAAGUUAAAGACAUAAAGAGGGAGAGUGUCACUUUGACUUGGGAACCCCCUGUAAUUGAUGGUGGCUCAAGAAUAAAGAAUUACUUGGUUGAGAAGCGUGAGUCAACCAGGAAGGUGUACUCUAAUGUAGACAAUAAAUGUACAAAGACAAGUUACCGUAUCACAGGUCUUACUGAGGGAACGAUUUAUUACUUUAGAGUCUUAGCAGAAAAUGAAUUUGGUGUUGGACAACCAGUUGAAACAAAAGAAUCUGUUAAAACAUCUGAGCCACCUUUAUCUGUGGGUAAAGUUAAUUUGACUGAAGUCACAAAAACCACAGCCUCACUCUCCUGGGAGAAACCAGUCCAUGAUGGAGGCAGCAGGAUCAUUGGAUACUACAUUGAGAUGCAGCCUAUGGGAUCAGAAGAAUGGGUUGUGGCUGCCACAACUAAGACCUGUGAGGGUACUGUUACUGGUCUAAGUGCAGGACAUGAGUACCUUUUUAGAGUAUCAGCCUUCAAUGAAAAAGGAAAGAGUGACCCAAGGCCUCUGGCUGCAGCAGUUACUGCUAAAGAUGUUACUGUUGAACCUGGAUUCAAGAUGAGAUUCAAUACCUACAGCUUACAACAAGGCGAGGAUCUGAAAAUUGAGAUUCCAGUUCUUGGACGUCCUGUUCCAAAGGUUGAAUGGAAAAAGGAAGGACAACUUCUUAAAGAGACAACUAGAAUAAAUGUAUCAAGCACACCAUCAUCUACAAAGUUGGUAAUCAAAGAUGCCAGUAAAGAAGAUGCUGGCAAGUACACUAUUACAGCAACCAGCAGCAUUGGAACAGCUACAGAGGAGAUUACUGUUAUCAUUCUUGACAAACCUGGACCUCCUACAGGCCCUGUGAAGAUUGAUGAAGUGAGUUCUAAUUUUGUUACUCUCUCCUGGGAACCACCAGAGUAUACUGGAGGUUGUCAGAUCAACAACUACAUUGUAGAGAAGAGAGACACCACUACUACUGUGUGGCAAAUUGUUUCUGCUACAAUAGCCAGGACAACCAUAAAAGUCAGCAAUUUGAAGACUGGCACUGAAUAUCAAUUUAGAGUCUCAGCUGAGAAUAGAUAUGGAAAGAGUUCAGCUAUUGUCUCUCCUGCUGUGGUUGCCAAGUAUCCAUUCAGUGAGCCUUCUGCCCCUGGAAUACCAGUUAUUACAUCUGCAACCAAAGAGAACAUGGUUGUUGAAUGGAAACCCCCCACCAACAAUGGGGGUAGUCCAAUUCUAGGCUAUCACCUGGAGAGAAAGGAGAAGAACAGCCUUUUAUGGGCCAAACUAAACAAGCUUCUUAUUCCAGAUGCACGAUUUAAAACCACAGAAUUGGAAGAGGGUAUAGAGUAUGAAUUUAGAGUUUAUGCUGAGAACAUUGCUGGCCUCAGCCCAGCUAGCAAGGUCUCAGAGAGCACAGUAGCCAGGGAUCCAUGUGACCCACCAGGCACUCCUGAGGCUAUUGAAAUCACCAGAAACCAUAUCACACUUCAAUGGACCAGACCCCAGUACGAUGGAGGCAGUGCAAUCACUGGGUAUUUGAUUGAGAGGAGGAAGCACCCAGAUAAACGCUGGAUGAAAGCAAGCUUCACCAACAUCAUUGAUACCCAAUACACUCUCACUGGGCUCACUGAGGAUCGUGUUUAUGAGUUUAGAAUCAUUGCUAGGAAUGCUGCUGGUAUUUCUAGUUGCCCAUCUGAAAGCACAGGAGAAAUAACAGCUAAAGAUGAAAUUGAGGCUCCAGAUGCCACCAUGGAUUCUAAGUUCAAAGAUCUCACAGUUGUUCAUGCUGAUGAGACAUUUAUCAUUGAUGCUGAUUACACUGGUAAGCCUCUGCCUGAGGUCACAUGGUUAAAGGAUGGAAAGGAAAUUGACAAAGCUACAGCAAGAAUGGAAAUCAAGACCACACUUACCCGCACCAUCCUGACAGUUAAAGACUGUAUACGAGUUGAUGGUGGCCACUUUGUUCUCAAGCUUGUUAAUGUGGGUGGAGUCAAAAUGAUCCCAGUUAAUGUAAAGGUUUUGGACAGACCUGGUCCUCCAGAUGGACCAUUAGAAGUGAAAGGAGUGACAGCUGAAAAAUGUUAUCUGCACUGGAGCCAUCCUUCACAUGAUGGUGGAGCUAGCAUCUCUCACUAUAUCAUUGAAAAGAGGGAAACCAGUCGUUUGUCAUGGACCAUGGUUGAGCCAAAUAUCCAGGCAAUCAGCUACAAAAUUACAAAGCUGCUUCCUGGAAAUGAAUACAUCUUUAGAGUUACUGCUGUGAAUAAAUAUGGAGUUGGUGAACCUUUAGAAUCUGAGCCUGUUGUUGCCCGUAAUCCAUUCACCACUCCCAGUGCACCCUCCACUCCUGAAGAAAGUGCUAUUACUAGGGAUUCCAUUGUGCUUACUUGGGAGAGGCCAGAGAAUAAUGGAGGAGCUGAGAUUGAAGGAUAUGUACUUGAAAAACGUGAUAAGGAUGGCGUCAGGUGGACCAAGUGCAACAAGAAGAGACUGACUGACUUGAGAUUUAGGUGUGGUGGUCUCACAGAGGGCCAUUCCUAUGAAUUCCGGGUCUCAGCUGAAAAUGCCGCAGGUGUUGGAAAGCCUAGCACACCGACACAGUACAUCAAAGCAUGUGAUGCCACUUAUCCACCAGGACCUCCAAAUAACCCCAAAGUCACUGACCAUUCCAGCACGACAGUCUCCCUUUCCUGGUCAAGACCUAUCUAUGAUGGUGGAGCACAUAUUACUGGAUAUGUUGUUGAAAUGAAGGAGGCAUUAGAUGAUGAAUGGAUUGUUUGCACACCUCAUACUGGUGUCCAAGACACUCACUACACUGUAAAGAAGUUAAAGGAGAAUGCAGAAUACAAUUUCCGCAUAUGUGCCAUGAACUGUGAGGGAGUAGGGGAUCAUGUGGACCUCCCAGGGUCUGUGAUUGCGGCAGAGAAGUUGCAGGCUCCUGAAAUUGAACUAGAUGCUGACCUGAGAAAGAUGGUCAAUGUUCGUGCCACUGCAACACUACGUCUUUUUGUGACUAUCAGAGGAAAACCUGAGCCUGAAGUCAAGUGGUCAAAGGCUGAUGGCACUCUAAAUGAGCGUGCUCAGAUUGAAGUCACAAGCUCAUACACAAUGCUUGUGAUUGAAAAUGUUGACAGAUUUGACACCGGCAAAUAUGUACUAACCCUUGAGAACCUUAGUGGCUCUAAAUCAGCUUUUAUCAAUGUUAGAGUUUUGGAUUCACCCAGUGCUCCAACAAACCUACAAGUUAAGGAUGUAAAGAGACAUUCUGUCUCUCUUUCCUGGGAGCCUCCUCUGAUUGAUGGUGGAGCAAAGAUAUCACACUAUAUUGUGGAGAAGAGAGAGCAGAAGCGAAUGGCUUUCACCAGUGUUAGCACCAAUUGUGUAAGGAACUCAUACAUUAUUUCUGACCUGCAAGAGGGAGUUAGAUACUUUUUCCGUGUGUUGGCUGUAAAUGAGCUAGGAGUUGGUCUGUCAGCUACAACAGAUCAAGUCAAAGUUUCAGAGGCACCUUUGCCCCCUGGUAAAAUAACUGUGGUUGAUGUGACUCGUCACACUGUCACCCUUUCAUGGGAAAAACCAGAUCAUGAUGGUGGCAGCAAAAUUACAAGCUACAUAGUGGAGAUGCAGCCUAAGGGAGAUGAAAAAUGGACAGUGUGCAGUGACGCUAAGGCACUAGAAGCUACUAUUGAAGGACUUAUUACUGGUGAGGAAUACUCCUUCAGAGUAACUGCUGUGAAUGAUAAGGGUAGGAGUGAUACCAAACCUCUGGCUAUGCCUGUGUUAGUAAAAGACAUCACAAUGGAACCUACCAUCAACUUGCUUUUCCAUACAUACACUGUAAAAGCAGGAGAUGAUUUGAAAAUUGAUGUUCCUUUGAAAGGCAGACCUCAACCUGAGGUAUCCUGGAAGAAGGAUGGCAGUGCACUAAAGCAAACUACUAGGGUAAAUGUUCUGAAUUCAAAGACCUCAUCAAAGAUCACAAUCAAAGAUGCCACCAAAGAUGAUGUUGGAAAAUAUGAGAUCACUUUGACUAAUUCAAUUGGCACAAAGACAGCUGAAAUUUCAGUAAUAAUUCUGGAUAAACCAGGUUCACCCAGCAACAUUAGGGCGGACGAGGUGAGUGCCGACUUUAUCUCCCUGUCCUGGGAUGCUCCAACCUAUGAUGGUGGGUGCCAGAUUAACAACUAUGUUGUGGAGAAGAGAGACACUACCUCUACCACAUGGCAAAUUGUCUCAGCUACAGUAGCCAGGACAUCCAUAAAGGUUUCCCGUCUCACUCAGGGCACAGAGUACCAAUUCCGCAUUGCAGCUGAAAACCGUUAUGGCAAGAGUCCAGCAAUUGAUUCUGCUCCUGUUGUUGCACAAUAUCCAUUUGAGCCUCCUGGCCCUCCAACCAAUCUUCAUGUUGCCCAUGCCACCAAGACAGGCAUGCUUGUAGUCUGGGGCAGACCUGCCAAUGAUGGUGGAAGCCCUGUCAUUGGUUAUCAUGUUGAAUCCAAAGACCAAAGCAGCAUUUUGUGGACCAAAGUCAGUAGAGGUCUGCUGACUGAAAACCAAUUUAAGAUGACAGGCAUCGAAGAAGGCCUGUCAUACCAGUUUAGAGUCUAUGCUGAGAAUAUUGCUGGCAUUGGUCCAUGCACUAAAUCUUGUGAACCAGUUGCAGCCAGGGACCCAUGUGAAUCUCCACAUAACCUUAAAGUCACAAAUAUCACCAGAAACUCCGUUUCUCUCUUCUGGGAUCCACCUGAAUAUGAUGGUGGAGUGAAAAUUGUUGGAUACAUAGUGGAGUGCAAAGAGCUCCCUAAUGGUCGCUGGCUAAAGUGUAACUUCACCAAUCUACAGGAGACUUACUUUGAUGUCACAGGUCUUACAGAAGAUGCACAAUAUGACUUCCAUGUUAUUGCAAAGAAUUCUGCAGAGAUGUUGAGUGCCCCUUCAGAAUGCACUGGUCCUGUCACCAUCAAAGAUGAUGUAGAACCUCCAACCAUCAUCUUAGAGGAUAAAUUCAGGCAAUUAGUUGUCAUUAAGGCUGGAGAGAUAAUUAGAAUUGAUGCUGAAAUUACAGGUCGUCCAAUCCCUGUGGUUUCAUGGUCUAAAGAUGGAAAAGAUAUUGAGGCCAAGGCCAGGUGUGAAAUCACUUCCACAAACUUUACCACUACUCUGAUUGUCAGAGAUGCUAUCAGGAGGGAUUCUGGACAGUAUGUCUUGACUUUGCACAAUGUAGCUGGAACCAGGUCUGUAGCUAUCAACUGUAAGGUUCUGGACAGGCCUGGACCAGCUUCAGGACCUUUAGCAGUGUCUGGUCUUACUGCAGAGAAGUGCACUAUAACAUGGGGUCCACCUCAAGAGAAUGGUGGAGCUGAAAUCAUGCACUAUAUAGUGGAGAAACGUGAGACAAGCCGCCUUGCUUGGACUCUUGUUUAUGGUGACAUGAAGGCAACUACCUGCAAAGUUACUAAGCUGCUCAAAGGAAAUGAGUACAUCUUCAGGGUCAGAGGCGUUAACAAAUAUGGAGAUGGUGAGGCUCUGGAGAGUGAGGCAGCAAAAGCGUUGGAUCCGUUCACUGUAGCUGCAGCCCCCACUAAUGUUCAGGUCACCUCAGUCACUAGUGAGGCCAUGACAAUCUGUUGGGAAAGACCAGUUUCUGAUGGUGGCAGCAGUAUCUAUGGCUAUGUAAUUGAAAAGCGAGAGAAGACUGGCCUCCGCUGGUGCCGUGUCAAUAAGAAGCCUGUCUAUGACCUCAGAGUCAAAGCUUCCAAUCUUCGUGAGGGAAGUGAAUAUGAGUACAGAGUGUUUGCAGAGAAUGCUGCUGGACUUAGUGCACCUAGCACCCCUUGCCCACUCACCAAGGCUGAAGACCCACAGUUCCUCCCCUCACCUCCUGCUAAGCCCAGGAUCAUUGACUCAACAAAGACCACAGUAACACUAGCAUGGAAUAAACCACUGUUUGAUGGUGGAGCACCUGUAACUGGUUACAGAGUAGAAUACAGAAAGUCAUUAGAUGAUGAAUGGUUCGUUGGAGUCCAGAACACCAAGAAUACAGAGUUUACAGUGGUGGGACUGACUCCUGGAGCUGAAUAUGUAUUUGUUGUCAGAUCCAUUAAUAAAAUUGGAGCAAGUGAGCCUAGUCCUGAAUCAGACAAACAGACUGCUAAAGAAAAAGAAGAAGAGCCAGUCUUUGAAAUAAGCAAUGAAAUGAGGAAGACUCUUAUUGUGAAAGACGGCAGCUCAUUUACAAUGACGGUACCCUUCAGAGGCAAGCCUAUUCCCACUGUUAGUUGGACAAAGCCUGAUAUUGAUCUUAGAGUACGUGCUGUCAUUGACACCACAGACACCUUCACCUCAAUCACCUUAGAGAAAGCAACACGCAAUGACUCUGGAAAAUACACUGUCACUUUGUCCAGCAUUGCUGGAACCUCCUCACUGACACUCAAUGUUAGAGUUCUUGACUCACCUGGACCUCCUGCAUAUGUGGAAGUCAAGGAAGUGACUAAGGCAUCUGCUACUGUAACUUGGGACACUCCAGAGAAUGAAGGAGGAGGACCAGUAAAGAAUUAUCUUGUUGAUUUCCGAGAGGCAAGCAAAAAAGGUUGGACUAGGUUGACUGAUACAUGCCACAGACUGACUUAUAAGGUGUCAAACCUAAAGGAAGGAGAAGUUUACUAUUUCAGAGUGACAGGCGAGAAUGACUAUGGUGUUGGUGUUCCAGCUGAGACCAAAGAGGGAACCAAGAUCACAGAAAAACCAAGCCCACCACCAAAGCUUGGAGUAACUGAUGUCACCAGGGAGAGUGUGUCAUUGGCAUGGGCUAAACCUGAACAUGAUGGAGGCAGCAGAAUUACUGGAUAUCUGGUUGAAGCACUGGAGAAGGGUCAGGAGAAGUGGGUUAAAUGUGGUGUCACCAAGUUUAUCCACUUUACUGUGUCUGGCCUAAGGGAGAAAGCUGAAUACUACUUCAGGGUCAAAGCUGAGAACCUUGCUGGAUAUAGUGAUGUUAAGGAAAUGUUCACCCCUGUUAUGGUCAAAGACCAGCUGGAAUCUCCCGAAAUCAACAUGAAGGACUUCCCCCACAACACUGUGUACGUUAGAGCUGGUUCAACUCUGAAGUGUGAGAUUCCUCUGACUGGCAGACCCCUGCCCAAAGUCACUCUUUCCAAGGAUAAUGUAGUACUUAAGUCAACAAUGAGGUUCAAUUCUGAAGUCACUCCUGACAGCAUCAAAAUCAUCUUGCGUGAAAGCAUUGCUGGAGACUCGGGACGCUAUGAUAUAACUGCCUCCAACUCCAGUGGAACCACCAAGUCCUUUGUCAAUAUUGUGGUUCUGGAUCGCCCAAGUGUUCCACUUGGACCUGUAGAGCUGUUUGAUGUCACAGAAGAGAGUGCAAGUCUCAGGUGGCUCCCACCAGCAUAUGAUGGUGGCAGCCCCAUCACUAACUAUAUCAUCCAGAAGAGAGAAACAACUACAGCAAACUGGAUUGACGUCUCAUCUGCUGUGGCUCGUUGCACCAUAAAGGUUAUGAAACUUACCACUGGGCUGGAGUAUCAGUUCAGAAUCAGGGCUGAGAACAAAUAUGGAAUUAGUGAACAUAUCGACUCUCCAGCAGUCACAGUCAGCCUUCCAUACACUAUUCCAGAUGCUCCAUCAACUCCAGAGGUUACUGCUGUAACCAGGGAGAGCAUCGCAUUAGCCUGGAAGGAGCCCAAGUCAGAUGGAGGCAGCCAUGUGUUUGGCUACCAUCUCCAGAUGAAAGAUAGGAACAGCAUCAUGUGGCAGCUAGUUAACAAAACGGUGAUCCGAUCUACACACUAUAAGGUCACCACCGUUAAUGCUGGACUUAUUUAUGAAUUUAAGGUGGCAGCGGAGAAUGCUGCUGGCCUCAGUGUUUUCAGUAAGGCUUCAGAUGCUGUGUUGGCUAUAGAUGCCUGUGAGCCACCCAUCAACCUAAGAAUCAGUGACAUCACCAAAAACUCUAUCAGCCUUGCCUGGGAGAAACCCAACUAUGAUGGUGGAUCCCCUAUUACUGGUUACAUUGUUGAGAAGAGGAAAGGUGUUAGUCCUAAGUGGUCCAAAGCUAACCUCACCAAUAUCACGGACACACAUUUCACUGUGGCUGGACUUACCCAGAAUGAAACAUAUGAAUUCAGGGUCAUGGCCAAGAAUGCAGUUGGUUCAGUAAGCAACCCAUCUAUGACAGUUGGACCAGCCACUUGUGUGGACACCUAUGGUGCCCCAGAAAUUGAAAUUCCCCAGGAGUACCUUAAUGAGGUCAAAUACAGCGCAGGCUCAGACGUGGAACUUAAAUUCAAUAUCACAGCCAAACCUACCCCCACAAUUGAGUGGUUUAAGGAUGGACGAGAGCUCAAACCUACUGCUCAGCUCACUUUCAAACACACGUUUGAGUCCACUGGUAUAUUCCUGAGGGACACUACUCGUCUGAACUCGGGGACGUAUGAGGUCAAAGUGAAGAACUCCCUGGGAUCUUCAUGUGCCAUUGUCAGGCUGCUCAUUCAAGACAAGCCAGGACCUCCUGCUGGCGAAAUUCAGUUUAAGAAAGUGAUGGCUGACAACAUUACCAUCAUGUGGUCUCCACCUGCCGAUGAGGGCGGUGCCAUGGUAACUCAUUACAUCGUAGAGAAGAGAGAGACCAGCAGAGUCAUGUGGUCUAUUGUGUCUGAGAAACUUGUAGACUGCAUCGUGAAUGUGCCCAGACUCAUCCAGGGUAAUGAGUACAUCUUCAGAGUCCGUGGAGUCAACAAAUAUGGCAUUGGAGACCCCCUGGAGUCUCAGCCCAUUAUUGCAAAGAACCCGUUUGUUCCUCCCAGUGAACCAUCUAAGCCUAAGGUUACUAUGAUCACCAAGUCCACAAUGACUGUGAUCUGGGAAAGACCUGCACUGGAUGGAGGCAGUGAUAUUGAUGGUUAUUACCUCGAGAAAAGAGAGAAGAAGAGUCUUCAGUGGUUCAAGGUGGUGAAAGGAACAAUCAGAGACACCAGACAGAAAGUCAGCAACUUAACUGAAAACAAUGAGUACCAGUUCAGAGUUUGUGCUGUAAACAAGGCUGGAGCAGGAAACUACUCUGAAGCCUCUGAUCUUUACAGGGCCUAUGACCCCAUUGAUCUGCCUGGUGAACCCACAAAGCUCCGUGUGGUCGACUCCACAAAGACUUCCAUCACUCUUGGCUGGGAGAAGCCUGUCUAUGAUGGUGGCAGUGAAAUCACACACUAUUUGCUGGAACAGAUGAAUGCAGGAGAGAAAGAAUGGGUUAUCACCAACCCACAGGUUAAGGGUUGCGAGUAUGUGGUGUCCCACUUGAAACCUGCCACUUACUACUUUUUCAGAGUAUCUGCUGUGAACAGCAAGGGCAAAGGAGAGGACAUCAAGAUGUACCAGCCUGUGCAAGCCAAAGACAUAUUAGAGGAGGCUGAUUUGGACUUAGAUGUUCCUAUGACAACUCAAUACACAGCUAAAGCCGGCCGCGAUGUUGAAGUGUUUAUCCCAUUGAAGGGACGACCAGCUCCCAAUGUCACCUGGCGACGUGGUGAUCGUAACAUGGCUGGUGAUAACCGCUUCACCAUCAAGAGCACUGAGAGAUCCACCACACUCCUUAUUCCAAAGGUCACUCGUGAUGACUGUGGAAAGUACAUGCUGGAAAUAGAGAAUGGUGUAGGUGAACCCAAGAUAAUCACCGUUUCCCUCAGGGUUCUAGAUAGUCCAUCAUCCUGCCAGAAGCUAAUAAUCAAAAACGUGACAAGAGGGAAGCUGACCCUAAGCUGGGAGGCUCCUCUUGUUGAUGGUGGCUCACCUGUCACAAAUUACAUUGUUGAGAAGAAAGCCUCAACCAUGAAGGCCUACCAGGUGAUCAGUGCAGAAUGUCCUAACACAUCUUACAAGGUGACCGACCUGGAAGAGGAUAUUGCUUACUUCUUUCGUGUGUCAGCUGAAAAUGAGUUUGGUGUGGGUGACUUCUGUGAGUCCACUGAAGCUGUCAGAGCAACAGAGACUCCUGGAGCUGUUAAAAACCUGGUGAUGUUGGACUCUACAAAGACCUCUGUUACACUGCAGUGGACCCGACCGGACCAUGAUGGAGGCAGCCACAUCACAGAGUACAUUGUUGAAAAGAGAAGCCAGGAUGAAGUCAACUGGAGUUUAGGUGCAACAUGCAAACGUUGUACAUGUGAGGUGACUGGACUCAGGGAAAAUGCCAUCAUGGAUUUCAAAGUGUUUGCCAAGAACGAGAAAGGAAGAAGUGAUUUCUCUCUGAUUGGUUCAAUCCCAGUGAUAGAUUUUAUUAUUCCUCCAGAAGCCAGUCUCAGUGAUUAUCCAAAUGGAGAGCUUGCUGUUCGUAUUGGGCAAAACAUCCACAUUGAGCUACCAUUUAAGGGAAAACCAAGACCUGCAAUCAGCUGGCUAAAGGAUAACCUUCCACUAAAGGAGAGCGAGAAGAUUCGAUUUAGGACCACUGACAACAAGACUGCAGUCACAGUUAGAGGAGCCAAGAAGGAGAAUGCUGGCCAGUACACUUUAGUUCUGGACAACAGAGUGGUCAAAAACUACUUUGACAUCAAUGUAAUCACUCUUGGACCACCUACGGCUCCUGUUGGUCCUAUUCGCUUUGAUGAGAUAAAGGCUCAAAGUAUCAUCAUUUCCUGGGAUGUGCCAAAGGAGGAUGGCGGUGGUGAGAUUACAUGCUACAGCGUGGAGAAACGUGAAACCUCCCAGGCCAACUGGAAAAUGGUCUGCUCAAGUGUUGUAAGGACCAGCUUCAAGAUCCCUAACCUAGUCAAGGGAGCUCAAUACCAAUUCAGAGUCCGUGCCGAGAACAAGUAUGGAGUCAGCGAACCACUCUGCUCCUCACAUGUUAUUGCUCAGCACCAGUAUAAACCUCCAGGUCCACCAGGAAAGCCAGUUGCCUUCAACGUCACCAGUGAUGGUAUGACCAUUAAGUGGGAUGCUCCAGGCUUUGAUGGAGGUUCUCCUAUCGUGGGUUAUCAUGUUGAGAAGAAGGACAGGAACAGCCUCUUAUGGCAGAAGGUCAAUUCCACAAUCAUUUCCAACAAAGAGUACAGGAUCAUUGGUCUCAUGGAAGGUCUGGAGUACUCUUUCAGAGUUUAUGCUGAAAACAAUGCUGGACUAAGCCCUGUCAGCGAGCAGAGCAAACAUGCUCUUGCCAUAUCCCCUGUUGACCCACCUGGCACUCCUGUCUGCAUUGAUACAACAAGGGAUUCAGUCACCCUGCAAUGGGAAGUUCCAAAGAGAGAUGGUGGAAGCAAAAUUGUGGCUUACAAUGUAGAAAGGCGCCAAGGCAGAGGAAAAUGGCUACGAUGCAACUUUAUUGAUAUAAGUGAUACCCAGUUCACUGUGACUGGUCUGUCCCCUGGAGACAGAUUUGAGUUCAGAGUGAUUGCAAGAAAUGCUAUCGGUACAGUCAGCCCCCCAUCUAACUCUUCUGGAUAUAUCAUGACCAAGGAUGAGAGCAUUACUCCUGAAAUCGAGUGGUCCCCUGACCAGGUGCUCACUCUGAAGGCUGGAGAAAAUGUUAAGCUCAAUUGUACCAUCACUGGGCGCCCAGUUCCUCAGGUUUUGUGGUACAAGGAUGGCAAAGAAAUUGAUAAGCGAACAAUGAUUGACAUUGAGAUUACCACUGGCAUUGGCACCAGCAGUCUGUUUAUCCGUGAUGCAGACAGGAACCACCGUGGAAUUUAUACUGUGGAAGCAAAAAAUAGCUCUGGCUCUAGGAAAGCAGAUGUUAAUGUCAGAGUGCAAGAUACUCCUGGACCUGUUGAGGGUCCCAUCCGCUUUACCGGCAUAACUGCUGAAAAGUGCACUGUAUGGUGGAACCCACCAGAAAAUGAUGGCUGUGCUGCGAUCACCCACUAUGUAGUGGAAAAACGGGAAACAUCCAGAAUUUCCUGGGCUUUGGUUACAUCCAAAUGUGAAGCUUGCUCAUAUAAUGUCACCAACCUCAUCAAGGGAAAUGAGUACCAGUUCAGAAUCUCUGCAGUCAACAAAUUUGGGGUCGGCAAACCACUGGAUUCUGAUGCAGUUAUUGCACGCAUGCAAUACACUGUGCCAGAUGCUCCUGGUACGCCAGAUGCAACUCACAUAACUGGAGAUAGCAUCACUAUGUGCUGGACCAGGCCGAGAUCAGAUGGAGGUAAUGAAAUCAAGCAUUACAUUCUGGAAAGGAGAGAGAAGAAGAGCCUUCGUUGGGUUAGGGUGUCUUCCAAGAGACCCAUAACAGAACUAAGGCACCGUAUCACCCACCUGACCGAGGGCAAUGAGUACGAGUUCCGCGUCAUGGCUGAAAAUGGAGCUGGUAUUGGACCAGCCAGCAGUACCUCCAGGCUCUUUAAAUGCAGAGAGCCAACAAGUGCUCCUAGUGCCCCAAGUGUAAUCAAGGUCAUUGACUCCACUAAGUCCACUGUCACCCUGGAAUGGACAAAACCAGUAUUUGAUGGUGGCUUGGAAAUUAUUGGCUAUAACAUUGACAUGUGUAAGGCCAGUCUAGAGGAGUGGCACAGAGUCAAUAGUCAGAUUUGUAUCCACAAUAGAUACACUGCAAAGGGCCUGGUAGCUGGAGAGCUUUACAAGUUCAGAGUCAGUGCUGUGAAUGGGUCAGGAGAGGGUGAAGCUUCAGUUAUGCCACACCCUGUUCAGGCUCUAGAUAGACUUACAUCUCCAGAAUUUGACAUUGAUGCAAACUUCAAACAAACUCACACUGUCAAGAACGGAGGAAUAGUCACUCUCAGCGUCGCUUUCAGAGGAAAGCCUACUCCACUGGCCACCUGGUCUAGAGUAGAUGGUGAAGUUCCUGUCAUGGCGGACAUCAACACCACAGACAGCUCAUCCACUCUGACUAUAGAAGGCUGCACAAGAUAUGAGGCAGGAAAAUACACCCUGUCCCUGGAAAACAACAGUGGACGAAAGUCUAUCACAUUCACUAUCAAAGUUUUAGACACUCCAGGACCUCCAGGAGCAAUCUCCUUCAAAGAUGUUACACGUGGUGCUUUGACAAUGAUGUGGGAUGCUCCAUCCAAUGAUGGUGGAGCCCGCAUCCAUCACUACAUAGUAGAUAAACGUGAGGCAAGCCGCCUUGCUUGGCAGGAGGUCAGCAGCAAGAGCUCACGCCAAAUGAUAAGGAUAACUGGUCUAGACAUUGGUGUGCCAUACUUAUUCAGAGUGACUGCUGUUAACCAGUAUGGUCAAGGUGAACCAAAGGAAAUGACUGAGCCUGUCGUUGCCACAGAAGAGCCUGCACCACCCAAAAGAUUAGAUGUUGUCGAUACCACUAGUUCCACAGCCUCCCUAGUGUGGCUUAAACCUGACCAUGAUGGAGGCAGCCGCAUCCGAGGGUACAUUGUUGAAUUCAGAGCCAAGGGUAGUGACCGUUGGAUUGUUUAUGGAGAGACUAAAUUGCCGAAGAUGCUGGUAGAAGGUCUGAUUGAAAACACUGAGUAUGACUUUAGGGUCAAGGCCAAAAAUGAUGCUGGAAUCAGUGAGCCUCAAGGCACUUUCACCUCUGUGAUCAUAAAGGAGCCUCUCAUUGAGCCAACUGCUGAUCUCAGCAGUAUCACUAACCAGCUCAUCACCUGUAAGCUUUCCAAUACUAUCACAAUUGAUAUCCCAAUAAGCGGCAGACCUGCGCCCAAGGUCACAUGGAAACUGGAGGAAAUGAAGCUGAAGGAGACUGACAGAGUCUUAAUCAGGACCACAAAUGAGAGAACCACACUAAUAGUGAGAGACAGCAAGAGAAGUGACAGCGGCAAGUAUUACCUGAUCCUGGAGAAUGCUGCUGGUGUGAUGACUUUCACAGUGACUGUGGUCGUCGUCGGCAGACCUAGCCCACCAACUGGCCCUGUGAAGAUUUCUGGAAUCUCAUCAGAGUCUUGCACACUGUCAUGGUCAGAGCCAGCUGAUGAUGGCGGCACUGAAGUAACCAACUACAUUGUUGAGAAACGCGAGUCUGGCCAUGCUUCAUGGCAGGUAGUAAACUCCAGUGUGCAGAGAACGACAAUCAAAGUGACUCAUCUUACCAAAUACAUGGAAUACACAUUCAGAGUGUGUGCCGAGAACAAGUUUGGAGUCAGCAAGUCCAUUGAGUCUGCAGCUGUCGUGAUCGAGCAUCCAUUCAUUCCUCCAAGUCCUCCAACUCGCCCUGAUGUGGUAUUUGUGUCAGCAAAUGCCAUUGGCAUUAAGUGGGAUGUGCCAUAUUCUGAUGGUGGCAGCCAGGUGACAGGAUACUGGAUUGAGAAGAAAGAGAGGAACACAAUCUUGUGGGUGAGGGAAAACAAGCUGCCCUGCCUUGAGUGCCAUUACAAGGUGUCCAACCUGAUCGAGGGCCUGGAGUAUCAGUUCAGAGUGUACGCCAUGAACCUCGCUGGACUGAGCAAGGCCAGUGAAGCCUCCAGACCAGUGGUGGCCCUCAAUCCUGUUGAUCCGCCUGGUAAACCUGAGAUUACCGACAUCAGCCGCUCCUCUGUUUCGCUGUGCUGGACUGUACCCUUCAACGAUGGUGGCAAUAAGAUCGUCGGCUACAUUGUGGAGAGGAAGGUCUACAGCACAGAUGAGUGGGACGACAACCGCUGGCUCAAGUGCAACUACACCACGAUCACAGAGAACUACUUCACAGUCACAAACUUGGGAGAGGGAGAAACCUUUGAGUAUCGUGUCAUCGCCAAGAAUGCAGCUGGAGUCCACAGCAUGCCUUCUGUGACCACUGGUCCAAUCACAUGCAAGGAUGAAUACUCUCCUCCUAGAGCUGAACUUGACAGCAAAUUAACGCGUGAGGUCAUCACCAUUAUGGCUGGCUCCGACCUUGUCCUGGAUGGUGCUGUGGGAGGCAAACCAGAACCCACAGUGUACUGGUCCAAGGGAGACAAGAUUUUGGAUUUGGGAGAGAAAUACUCUCUGACAUACACGUCAACAAGAGCCAUGGCUGUCAUCAAAAACUGCGACAGAUACGAUACGGGUAGAUACAUCCUCACCGUCAAAAACGCCAAUGGUAUUAAGACCGCUUCAGUCAGUGUGAAGGUUCUGGACACUCCUGGACAACCUGCUGACAAGAUUGUGAUCAGCAGAGUCACUGAGGAGAAGUGUACGGUUUCCUGGAAGAUUCCUCUGGAGGAUGGCGGAGACAUCGUCACCCAUUACAUUGUAGAGCGACGUGAAACCAGCCGGCUCAACUGGGUCAUCAUGGAGACAGAGUGCAAGUCGCUGUCAUGUGUCAGCUCCAGGUUGAUCAAGAACAAUGAAUACGUCUUCAGAGUCAGAGGAGUCAACAAGUUUGGACCUGGAGUUCCUCUGGAGUCCGAGCCGGUCAUCGCCAGAAACGCCUACACUGUCCCAUCCCCGCCGGGCGCCCCAGAGGCCACAGCAGUGGGUAAGGAGCACAUCAUCAUCGAGUGGCUGAAGCCUGAGAGCGACGGAGGCAGUGAGAUCAAGAACUACAUCGUGGAAAAACGAGAGAAAAGCAGCACAAGAUGGACUCGGGUGAACAGAACUUACACAAUUUAUGACAUCCGUCUGAAAAUCACUGGCCUGAUAGAGGGAGGCGAGUACCAGUUCAGAGUCACGGCUGUCAACAAUGCUGGAGAGAGCCAGCCAAGCGAUGCCUCGCCAUACAUUAUCUGUAAAGAUCCCACAUACACACCGGCUGCUCCAUCAACACCUCGCAUAGUGGACACAACCAAGCACAGCAUUAGCUUGACCUGGACCAGGCCCAUGUAUGACGGCGGCUCCGAUGUCACAGGCUACGUCAUAGAGAUCUUAGAGGAGGACUCGGAGCAGUGGUACCGCGCCACUGCUAAGCCUAUAAAGACCAAUGAGUACGUGGCCGGUGGCCUGGCAGCCAAUAAGAAGUACAGGUUCAGGGUGGCGGCCAUUAAUGGCAACGGCACCGGGGAGUUCAGUGACCCGAGUGGAGAGAUCGAGCCACUGGAGAAAAUUGAAAUGCCUGACCUGGAACUGGCAGAAGAUUUGAAGAAGACGGUUUGUCUGCGUGCUGGCGGUACCCUCCGCCUGUUCGUGUCCAUCACCGGCCGACCGGCACCUGUUGUUGCCUGGAGAAAGACCGGUGUGGAGCUGCAGAGCCGAGGCUUCAUUGAGACCACCGACAGUCACACCUCUCUCCUGGUGGAGAAAGUUACUCGCUAUGAUUCUGGAAAAUAUGUUGUGGAGGCAGAGAAUCCAUCUGGAAAGAAGACGUGCAUUAUCCUGGUCAAGGUCUACGACACUCCUGGUCCUCCUGGUUCUGUCAGGGUGAAAGACUACACCAAAGAGUCGGUUGUGAUCACCUGGGACGUCCCAAGCCUGGACGGUGGAGCUCAUGUCAGCAACUACAUCGUCGAGAAGAGAGAAGCCAACAUGAAGUCAUACAAGACUGUGACCACUGAGUGCAGGAAGACUCUGUACAGGAUCACAGGCUUGGAGGAAGGGAUGCACUACUUCUUCAGAGUCCUACCUGAGAACAUUUAUGGUGUUGGCGAGCCUUGUGAGACAGCUGAGUCUGUGCUGGUGUGUGAAGUACCAUCAGUGCCCAUGGACCUCAGCAUUGUGGAUGUCACCAAGUCCACUGUGACCCUCCAUUGGGAAAGACCACAUCAUGAUGGCGGCAGCAGGCUGACAGGUUACAUCAUAGAGGCUUGCAAGGUGGGGUCAGACAGGUGGAGUGCCGUGGCGACAGUUAAGGCCUCUCAGUCCCAGCACACAAUCCAGUCGCUUACAGAGAACGACCAGUACCUGUUCAGGAUCCGUGCCACCAACAGCAGGGGGGUCAGUGAACCCAUGGACAUUGUGACACCAGUCAUAAUCCAGGAUAUCAAGGUGAUGCCAAAGAUUGACUUGACCAGCAUCCCUCAGAAGAUCGUUCAUGUGCACCGUGGCAAAUCCAUUGACCUGAACAUCCCAAUUAAAGCCAAACCACUGCCGGUUUGCUCCUGGUACUUCGGUGGUGCCAAGCUGAAGGACAGCUUGGACCGCAUCAAGAUCGACAGCAACGGGAAAUACACACACCUCGUCAUCCGUGACUCCACCAUCGAUGACACUGGAGAUUACACUUUGGAGGUGAAAAAUGCUAUUGGCAUGGCAACGGAGGUUAUCAAGGUCAUCAUCCUGGACAAACCUGGUAUCCCAGUUGGUCCCAUGAAAAUCGAGGAGGUUGAUGGAGUCUCGGUAACAGUUAGCUGGGAACCUCCAGAGAAAGACGGUGGUGCCAAUGUCAGUGGCUACGUGGUGGAGCAGCGUGAAGCCCACCACCCAGGCUGGUCCACCAUCUCUGAAUCUGUGACCAGACCUUGCUUCAAGUUCACCAGGCUUAACGAAGGAACUGAAUAUGUGUUCCGUGUUGCUGCCAUGAAUCGCUUUGGUUUUGGUGGCUUCCUGCAGUCUGAAGUGGUGGAGUGCAAGAGCGCCAAGACCAUCCCCGGACCUCCAAGCAGGCCAGAGGUGAUUGAUGUCACCCAUGAAGGCAUGACCGUGACCUGGCAACCACCUGUGGACAACGGUGGCUCCACCAUUGCUGGCUACAUAAUAGAACGUAAAGAGGCCCGAUCUGACAGAUGGUUGAGAAUCAAUAAGAAUCCGGUCACUAUGACCAGAUAUCGUUCUUCCGGGCUGAUUGAGGGCCUGGAAUAUGAGUUCAGAAUCACUGCUAUCAACUCCAGAGGAACUGGUAAACCCAGUGAAAGUUCUGCAGUAGCUGUUGCCAUGGAUCCCAUUGAACCUCCAGGUCCUCCAGUUAAACCCAGAGUCACAGACAGCACACGGACAUCAGUCUCUCUGGCCUGGCUGCCGCCUGAAGAAGAGGGUGGUUCUGUUGUUACUGGCUAUCUCAUUGAGAUGCAAAAGGUGGACCAGGUUGAAUGGACUCUGUGUAAUACUACACCCACCAAGAUGUGCGAGUACACCCUAACACACAUGCCCCAGGGUGCAGAGUACAGGUUCAGAGUCAUUGCCUGCAAUGCAGGUGGUGCCGGAGAGCCUGCAGAGAUUUCUGGAGUGGUUAAAGUCCAAGAAAUGAUUGAUUAUCCUGACUUUGAGCUUGAUCGUGUAUACGAGGAAGGAUACGUGGUGCGGCAAGGUGGAGUCGUCCAUUUGUCUGUACCCAUCAAAGGCAAACCUAUACCCACAGCUAAGUGGACAAAGGAUGGUCGUGACAUCUCACAUCGUGCCAUGAUUGCCACCCACGAUGACAUCACUGAGCUGGUCAUCAAAGAGGCACACAGAGACGACACCGGUACCUAUGAUUUGGUGCUGGAGAACAAAUGUGGUAGGAAAGCUGUGUACAUCAAGGUGAAGGUGAUUGGUCGACCUGAUGCCCCAGAAGGUCCUCUAGAAUUUGAUGACAUCCAGGCUAGAUCAGUUCGCGUCAGCUGGAGACCACCUUCAGAUGACGGUGGAUCUGACAUCCUGGGCUACAUAGUAGAAAGGCGGGAAGUACCAAAGGCUGCCUGGUACACAGUGGAUGCCCGGGUAACUGAGACCUCCCUGGUGGUCAAGGGCUUGAAGGAGAAUGUAGAGUACCACUUCAGGGUGUUUGCUGAGAACCAGUUUGGUGUUAGCAGAUCCCUUAAGUCAGAUGGAACUGUUCUGCCAAAGACACCUCUUUGUCCACCUGAACCUCCCAGUAAUCCACCAGAGAUCAUGGACAUCACCAAGACCGCAGUGUCUCUGUCUUGGGCCCGGCCCCGGGACGAUGGUGGCUCUCGUGUCACAGGAUACUAUGUUGAAAGAAGGGAGGUUUCCACAGAGAAGUGGGUCCGUCACAACAAGACCCACAUCACUACCACCAUGUUCAAUGUCACCGGACUUAUACCCAACGCAGAGUACAUGUUUAGAGUGGUGGCUCAAAAUGACAUUGGGCAGAGUGAACCUGGUCCUGCUUCAGAAUCGGUGGUCUGCAAAGAUCCAUUUGACAAGCCCACCCAACCAGGAGAUAUUGACAUCAUCUCUAUUACUAAAGACAGUAUCACCAUUCAUUGGCUCAGGCCAGAACAUGAUGGUGGAAAGGAGAUCCUGGGUUAUUGGAUUGAGUUCAGGGAGGCUGGAGAGAGUGCUUGGAAGAAAUGCAACAAGGAGCGUUCCAAGGAUCGGCAGUUCACCAUGGGUGGCUUGAUGGAGGCCACAGAGUAUGAAUUCAGAAUCUUUGCUGAAAAUGAGGCCGGACUCAGCCGACCUCGUCGCACACCCAUGGGCAUCAAGACCAAAUUGAGCGUUGGUGAAGCUCCAGCUUUGAAGGAAGAGGCCCAAGAUGUAACCACCAAGCUUGGCGAGUCUGGCACUCUAACUUGUGGAAUCAUUGGCAGACCUUUGCCUGAGAUCAAGUGGUAUCGCUACGGCAAAGAACUGAUCCAGAGCCGCAAGUACAAGAUGAGCUCAGAUGGUCGUAACCACUCCCUCACAAUUCUGACAGAGGAGCAAGAAGACGAAGGCGUGUACACCUGCAGGGCUGUCAACGAGGCUGGAGAGAUAGAGACCAGUGGCAAACUACGCUUGCAGGCAGCUCCCCAAUUCCACCCUGGCUUCCCUCUGAAAGAAAAGUACUAUGCUGGGGCUGGUACCAGCCUCCGGCUCCAUGUCGUCUACAUUGGUCGUCCAAUCCCCCAGAUAAUGUGGUUCUACGGCAAGAAACCUCUAAAUUCAUCUGAGAACGUGAUCAUUGAAAACACAGAAAGCUAUACCCACCUUGUUGUGAGGAAUGCCCAGCGAAAAACCAACGCUGGUCGCUACAAGGUUCAGCUCAGCAAUGUGUUUGGAACUGUUGACACCUCUCUGCGUGUUGAAAUCCAAGACAAACCUUGCAUCCCUGAGGGUCCCGUUGUUGUUGAAUCCCUGCUCAGGAACUCAGUUGUGAUCAGCUGGAAGGUUCCUAAGGAUGAUGGAGGGUCUGUAAUCACCAACUACAUUGUAGAGAAACAUGAAGCCAAAGAGGGUGAACAGUGGCACCUGGUGUCUUCCUCUGUCCCUGGCACCACCUGCCGUGUCCCCAACCUGACUGAGGGCUCUGGAUACUACUUCAGAGUCUCAGCACAGAACCAGUAUGGUGUCAGUGAGCCUCUGGAGAUUCCAUCAGUAGUCAUCAUCAAGUCUCCAUAUGAUAAACCUGGAAUCCCACAGCAGCCAUUCAUUAUCAGUUCUACCAAAGACUCUUGUGUCGUUUGCUGGAAGCCUCCAACUAGCGAUGGAGGAGCGAAAAUCACCAGCUACUUCCUUGAGAAACGCGAGAAGAAGCAGAACAAAUGGAUGUCUGUAACAACAAAGACAUUUACAGAGACCAGCUAUGAAGUCACGGGCUUGAUUGAGAGCUUUGAGUACGAGUUCCGUGUGAAAUGCCAGAACAUUGGCGGUGAGAGCGACUGGUCUGAGAUCUCUCUGCCAGUCAUUCCCAAGUCUGAACAGGCUCCUCGUGCUCCUGCAUUCAGAGAGGAGAUCAGAGACAUGACGGUCAAAUACCAUAGCAAUGCCACCUUUGUCACCAAGGUUGUGGCCCAUCCAAAGCCUGUUGUCAAAUGGUAUCGCAGUGGCAAGGAGAUCCUGGCAGAUGGAACAAAAAUAAAAGUCCUUGAGUUCAAGGGUGGCUACUAUCAGCUGGUCAUCACUGCCGCUGAUGAGAACGAUGCCUCAGUGUACCAAGUUAGAGCAACUAACCCGUCAGGAUCUAUCUCUACAACAGCCAACCUGGAGGUGGAAGUUCCUGCAAAAAUACACCUGCCUAAAGAACUCCAGGGAAUGGGAGCUGUACAAGCUGUGCGUGGUGAUCACGUCACCAUCAAGAUCCCCAUCACAGGAAAGCCUGAGCCAGCAGUCACUUGGCAGAAGGGUCCGGAGGUCCUCUCAAGCUCUGCUUAUCAUCAAGUUAUCACUACAAGAUCCUUCACCUCCCUGGUGUUCCUGAAGGGAGUACAGAGGAAGGAUACUGGCUAUUAUGCCAUUACUGCAAAGAACAGAUUCGGAUCAGACAAGCAAACUAUUGAGGUGAAUGUGGCUGACAUCCCCGAUGCUCCAAAGGGACUUGUGGUCAGUGACAUUGCACGGGAUUCUAUCACGCUGACCUGGGAGCCCCCUGCCAGUGAUGGUGGCAGUGAGAUUAUUAAUUACAUUGUAGAGAAGUGCCCAACCACUGCUGAUAGGUGGAUUCGUGCUGGCCAUACAACAGACUGCAGUAUCACCAUCAUCAACAUAUUUGGAAAGACCAAAUAUCAGUUCCGCGUUAUUGCAGAGAACCAGUUUGGUCUCAGCCUUCCAUCUCCUCCAACUGAGCCCAUUACUACCAAGGAAGACAAAUCUGUGAUCAGGAACUAUGACGAGGAAGUGGAUGAAGACAGAGAAAUCACCAAAGAGGAAGCUGUGUUCUACAAGGUGAAGGAACUGUCUUCCAAAUACAUCAUCUCAGAGGAGCUUGCUCGCUCCCAGUUUGGAGUGGUCCACCGCUGUGUGGAGAUUGCCACUAAGAAGACUUUCAUGGCCAAGUUCAUCAAAGUGAAAGGAACUGAUCGUGAGUUAGUCCUCAGGGAAAUAGAGGCUCUUAAUGUUGCAAGACAUAAGAAUAUCAUCUACCUCCAUGAAUACUUUGAAAGCAUGGAGGAGAUUAUCCUGAUCUUUGAAUUCAUCUCUGGAGUUGAUAUCUUUGAGCGGCUUGGUACCAGCAACUUUGAGCUCUCGGAACAGGAGAUUGUCCGCUACCUGAGACAGGUUUGCUCUGCUGUCAAGUUCUUACACAGCCAAAACUUUGGCCACUUUGAUAUCCGCCCAGAUAACAUUGUUUACGCCACAAGGAGAAGUCUCAACAUAAAAAUGAUUGAAAUGGGACAGUCUCGACUGUUGGUUCCUGGAGAAAACAUCAGAAUGCUGUUUUCAGCUCCAGAGUAUUAUGCCCCAGAGGUUCACCGCCAUGAUCUGGUCACCACAGCCACUGAUAUGUGGUCUAUUGGUGUUUUGGCAUAUGUUCUACUCAGCGGCCUUAAUCCAUUUGCCGCAGAAUCUAUGACAAAGAUGAUUGAGAACAUCUCAAACUGUGAGUACGUUUUUGACAGGGAAGCAUUCAAAGACAUCAGCUUAGAGGCAAUGGACUUUAUAGAUAGACUUCUAGUCAAGGACAGGAAGCUCCGUAUGACUUCUCAUGAAGCUCUAGAACAUCCAUGGCUCAAGAUGAAGAUUGAGCAUGUCAGCAACAAGGUCAUCAGGACACUGAGACACAGAAGAUACUAUCAGUCACUAGUAAAGAAGACUGAUACCAUAGUUUCAGCAGCUCGUGUGGCGUUCGGAGGUGCCUUCAGAAACCAGCGAGGUCUGGAAGUUGGUAAAGUUAAGAUUGGAACCGAGUACCAUGGGUUGCGUGCUGGGCCUGUCAUGCAUGCCUCAGCUGAGGAAGGUGGCCAUGUCAGAUUUACCUGUAGUAUUGUGAACUUUGACAAGAGUACUCAGGUAUCAUGGUACUUAGGUAACCGUCAGUUACAUCCAAGCCCCAAGUAUGAGAUUUCCUACAGUAAUGGCUUUGCCAGUAUUUACGUGAAGGACAUUGAAGAAUCUGAUGAUGGUGUCUACAGAUGCAAGGUGGUGAGUGAUGAUGGAGAGGACAGUGCCUAUGGAGAACUCUUUGUAGAAACUCUGAGGAGCAUCAGAGAGCACUACAUGAGCCGCACCAUCAGGAAGCUGAGGAGGAGGGUUGACAAAACUAAACUUCUCCAGAGACCACCUGAGUUCACUUUGCCACUCUACAACCGCACAGCAUAUAUUGGUGAGGAUGUGCGCUUUGGUGUCACCAUCACUGUGCACCCAGAGCCUCAUGUAACCUGGCUUAAAAAUGGAGAACAAAUCAAAGAGGAUGACAGCAAGUACACCUUCACAAGUGACAAGGGCCUGUAUCAACUCAUGAUUCACAACCUUGACAUUGGUGAUGAUGCUGAAUACACAGUCAUGGCCCACAACAGGUUUGGAGAAGACAGCUGCAAGGCUCGUCUCACUGUGAUACCUCAUCCUGUGCUUGAGGAUACAAUGAAGCCCAUGUUCAAACGUCUACUGGCUAAUGUUGAGUGCACAGAGGGAGACAGUGUCCGCUUUGAACUCAGGGUGUCAGGAGUUCCCACUCCUUCUCUUAAAUGGGAAAAAGAUGGCCUUCCUCUACAGUUUGGUCCCAAAGUUGUUGUCAUAGAGCAGGACAUUGAUUAUCAUGUCCUUCACAUCAGGGAGACUCUGCUUGAGGAUGAUGGAGUGUACAAAGUCACAGCAACCAACUCUGCUGGCUGUGCAAGCUGCCAGGCCACUCUGAAAGUGGACCGUCUCACUUACACUAGAAGAGAGUACAAGAGCGAAGAGGAGAAACUCAGACAUGUACAGAAACAAAUAGAGAAGACCAACAAAAUGGCUCAGCACAUUGCAGCUACAGAGGAACUUGUACCUCUAAACCCAACAGCACAGGAGGCCCUCAAAUUUGCUGCAGAGGUCUACAAACCCGCAGUAAGCACCAAGAACAUUGAAGGCGAAUUUGACAUCACAGAGGAGAAGACAGAGACCAAGAAGCUAGAGGAAGAGAGAAGGAUUUUCAUGCCCUAUGAAAUUCCUGAGCCUGUGGUUCAUGAUCCUAAAGCUCUGGAUGAAGACAAAGCCAUUAAGCAGUUUAUACCUCUGUCUGACAUGAAGUGGUAUCGCAAGAUACGAGAUCAGUAUGAGGUAUCAGAGAGAACAGAAAGGAUUGUGCAAAAGAGGCAGAGACGUAUUCGUCUGUCCAGGUGGGAGCAGUUCUACGUGAUGCCUCUCCCCAGAAUCACUGACCAAUACAGACCAAGAUGGCGCAUUCCCAAAUUGACAAUGGAUGAUUUGGAGACUGUUAGACCUGCCCGACGUUCACCAUCUCCUGAGUCUGAAGUCUCUUUUAGAUCCAGAAGGAGGUCUCUGGGAGAUCUCAGUGAUGAAGAGCUGCUGAUGCCUGUGGAUGACUACCUGACAAGGAAGAGAGCUGAGGAGGAAACAAUGAUGCUGGAAGAUGAACUUGAGCUCGGUUUUUCUGCCUCUCCUCCUGGUAGCCCCAUUCGAGUUCAACGACGUGUCGUUGAACAUGAGGAAAGGAGGCAGGGAGUCAGACAUGAGGCCGCUGAGGUUGUAGAGACAAAGAAGAAACGUACUAUUUCUCAGUACACAAGAAGGAGAAGGUCACUGUCUCCUACCUACAUUGAGCUGAUGCGACCAGUCUCAGAGCUAAUCCGACCGCCACAUGCUAGACCUGUGGAAACAGAGGGAGAGAUUGUGGGGAGGAGAUCCCCUACUCCAGAGAGGACCCGUCCUCGUUCUCCCAGUCCUAUUAGGUCAGUGGAGAGGUCUUCCCGCUCCUCCUCUAGGUUUGAGCGUUCGGCACGCUUUGACAUCAUGUCCCGUUAUGAAGCCAGGAAAGCUGCUCUGAAGUCUGAGAGGAAAUACCAGGUUGUGAGUCAAGCACCUUUCAGCCUUGAUCAUGCUCCUCGUGUAACUGUCAGGAUGCGCUCUCAUCGCAUCCCAACUGGUCAGGACACAAAAUUCACCCUGAACAUCCAAGCAAAACCAGACGCUGAAGUUGCAUGGUUCCACAAUGGAGCGGAAAUCUCUGAACAUGGUGAGAAAUACAUCUUCACAAACAUGAGUGGCGUUCUGACCAUCACUAUCCUGGACUGCCAAGAAGAAGACAGCGGAACAUACCGCUGUGUGUGCUCCAAUUCAAAGGGUGAGGCAUCUGACUACGCCACCCUGGAGGUGUCAGGAGGCGGAUAUACUACAUUCUCCUCCCGCCGCAAGGAUGAGGAAGCUCCUAAAGCAUUGGUCCCUGAAGUCACACGCAUUGAUCACUAUCACACUACGCACUUUAAAUCUGGCUAUACCUCUCAAACCUACCUGGAGGUGGAAGAGAGCAAGUCAAAGCUAACAGAAACACGUGAGGUUGUCACACGGGAAAGAAUUGGUACCUCGGCCGAGAGAUUCUCUUCUGGUGAGCGAUUCUCUUCUGCUGAGAGGUAUGACUCAUCUAUCAAGUAUGCCUCCACUGAAUAUCUUUCUUCUAGUUCCUCAUAUUCUUCAGAGAAGUUUUCUUUAACUGGAAAGCAUGCAACUUCUGAAGAUAAACUGAAAACAUCCUCUACUGCUUCUGCUCUUGAGCAACUUUCGUUGCCCAAGGAGAAAUCUUCUCUUCCUGCCAAAAUCCUCACCAAGCCACAGUCUGUGACUGUUGCAGAGGGAGAGACAGCCCGGUUCUCUUGUGACAUCGAUGGGGAACCUGCACCAACUGUGACAUGGAUACACGACAGCAAAACAAUUGUAUCAUCUCUUCGUAUCCAUGUCACCACAACUCAGUACAAGUCCAGCCUAGAGAUUUCAUCUGUGACCAUAUCUGAUGAGGGCAGUUACACUGUGGUCGUCGAGAACUCAGCAGGUAGACAGGAGGCUCAUUUCACUCUGACAAUCCGCAGGCCACCUCCAAAGGAGGAAACCAAAGCUGUCAAAACUACUGAGCCACCUGUGAAGUCACCAGCACCCAGUGUUAAGUCACCUGAGCCCUCAGCUGCAUCCCCUGCUCCUUCCUCAGCACCUAGUAUAAAGUCACCAGAACCAAGUGUAAAGUCACCAGCUGUAGCAUCUCCUGCACCCGAAGUUAAGUCACCCACACCAAGUGUAAAGUCUCCUGAACCAGAGGAAGCAAAAUCUGUUAAGAGCAUCAAAUCUCCGGAGCCAUCAGCACCCUCUCCAGCACGCAGCUUAAAAUCACCAACUCCUGGUGUAAAAUCUCCUGAACCAGAAGGAAUCAAGUCACCACGUGGGCUAAAAUCUCCAGAACCCAGACUAAAGUCACCACCACCAGUCAAAACUCCUGGAGGUGUGAAGUCACCAGAACCUGAAGAGGCAAAAUCUCCCCGUGGUGUUAAAUCACCAGAACCUGCAGGUAUCAAAACACCAAGAGGUCUCAAGUCACCAGAACCCGCAGGAAUCAAAACACCAAGAGGCAUCAAGUCUCCAGAACCUCCAGGUAUCAAAUCGCCAAGGGGAUUGAAGUCACCUGAGCCUGAGGGAAUCAAAUCACCUCCGAGAGUAAAAUCACCUCCUCCAAUUAUGUCCCCCAAGAGGGUCGUGUCUCCUCCCACUGUGAAAUCCCCGACCCCUAAACCUCCCAAAGUCCUCAGCCAGCUAACAGCUGAGGCCUGCGAGGGUUCAGUCAACCUGUCCUGCGUCUGUGAAAGCAGCGUCAGGGAGGUGGUGUGGUACGUUAGCGGCAGGAGGCUUUCACAGAGCAGCCGCUUUGAGAUGCACUACUCUGAAGGAUCCUGCAAUCUUCUGAUCCAUGAGCUGGCAGAGAGUGACCAGGGAGAGUACACCUGUGAGAUGAUUUCAGAUGGAGGCGUGUCCAAAUCCUCCUUCUCCUUCAGUGGUCAGGUGUUUCAGUCCAUAUACAAGAAAGUCACAGCUUACCGAGAGCAGCAAGUGGCGCUUAAAGGGUCAAUGAUGGUUAGUCACCAGGAGUCAUCAAAGGCCUCGUCCAUGAUGACAAAGAAAGAAAUUCACACGAUGGAGGAGUCUUCGGCCUUUUCCUCCUCUGCCCACCAGACAAUGAUGUCAUCCAUGAUGGAGUCCAGCUCCUUCAGCAGCAUGGCAGCUGAGAUGAAGUUUGAGACCAUGUCAAUGUCCAGCAUGUCCUCCAUGACAUCUGAGACGUACGCCAUGAGCUCCAGCAGUCUCACAGAAAUGACAUCCCACAUGGAGGGAACCUCAAUGAGAGCAAUCGGUUCUGCUCCGAGAAUCGAAGCUUUGCCAGAGGACAUCAGCAUCGAACCUGGCAAAGUCCUGACGGUCGCUUGUGCGUUCUCCGGCGACACCAAGCACAUAGAGUGGUCCCGCUCAGGCAAGACGAUCGACUUGUCCACGGGUGGACGAUUCCACAUCGAGACCACGGAGGACCUGACCACCCUCAUCAUCACAGGGGUGAAGGAGGAGGACGCCGGUGCCUACACCCUCAGACUGUCCAAUGAGCUUGGAUCGGACUCAGCAACCGUUCACAUCAGCAUUCGAUCGGUGUAAAAACAAAUAAUCUGAUAUUUCAAAUGUCCCCUUUUCCCUUCUUUCAUGACUUUUUAUUUAUUUAUGAGAAACAGUAGUCUACUUGAUAAGGAUCUGGAAUAUUCUUGUAAAUAGGAACUAUUUUUGUACCAAACCUGACGUUAAUUUAUGCCAAACUAGACUAAAGUCUAAAGUUGUAAAAUGUGCCAUAUUGGAUAACUAUGACUUAGGAUGUUUGAUCCAUUUUUCUUUGACAUGUACAUAAUGUAUAUAGCCGAGUUUACCGGUUAUGGGAAAUGUAUGCAUUGUUAUUUAUGACAAUAAUAUUAACUGAAACUUAAAGAAACUAAAUAUAGUUUAACAGGAGAAAGUUUCCGUUGGAACGAAUACCCUGCUAAACUGGGAAACUAAACUCUGUGCCUCAACGAUAAGUUGAAGUCUUUAAGUUUGCCUCAACAGGUAGAGAGGCUCCCUGUUGAUGUUAUGAACCGGAGACAAAACUUUUGAGCGCGCCGCUGCGAAGGGAGUGGCGCUUUAGUUUGUAACAGGAGCACGAGAUCCUGAGUGCUGUUUGCAUCUACCCUCAUGCAAGCAGGAUGACUGGACCUCGUGCGCCGACUGAUUAUGUCAUACUGCCAUUUCUAUGACAGGCUCACAGUGCGAGCGGCCUGCACUGCUUGAGCCCAAAGUGUUUCUUUUUUGUUUUGUUUUGUGCUCUGCUUCUGGAAAACGACCGUCGACUCAGACUCUUCCGUCGUUCCAUCAACCUGGCCAGAGUCCUGCCGGCGCUCGUUUUCAGAAGCAGAGCUGCCUCUCGGAGGUCUGCAGUGUGCUUGUGUGUUAGUUUGCAGAGGUUCACCCGUCGGUCCACAGGGUGGCGCCAAUGAGACGACCAGCAGCCACAAACAACAGCUAAUGCACGCCGUGUCCUUUGGUGUCAUCCUGCACUUUGUUGGAUUGAAGUUAGUUGUAGCUUUCAGUGUUUUUGCAGCCUCCUUGAGUUUUUCUGCAAUUAUUGAUUUAAUAAAGCAUGAUCAUCAGCACUA
Molecule: messenger RNA, 83999 nt
Organism: Xiphophorus maculatus (southern platyfish)
Lineage: Eukaryota; Metazoa; Chordata; Actinopteri; Cyprinodontiformes; Poeciliidae
Gene: ttn.2
Product: titin-like
Exons: 210
Coding region: 241-82974 (27577 amino acids)
Biological process (GO): protein phosphorylation
Molecular function (GO): protein kinase activity; protein binding; ATP binding
Source: RefSeq, a predicted model, not a curated record